AUGAUUCUCGCCACCAUCAUCGCCAACUGCAUCGUCCUCGCUCUGGAGCAACAUUUACCUGACGGAGACAAGACUCCGCUGUCCGAGCGUCUGGUGAGUUUACCUUCAGAAAUCACCUGCAAACACUGACCUCUCCACAACCUGUGAUCAAUGUUUUAUAUCGAUAAUAUUUUAAUUUGAGAACGACACAUUUACACUCAUUUAAAGAGACAAAGAUCCAUUUCUGACCUCCAGUAAAACAAAGGUCCAUAUUUAUCAUGGAUCCUUCUCAGGGAGUGAAUGAUCAGCAGGUUUAUUCUCUCUCUCCCUGUCUCUCCUCAGGACGACACGGAGCCGUACUUCAUAGGAAUCUUCUGUUUUGAGUCUGGAAUAAAGAUCCUGGCGCUCGGUUUUGCCUUCCACAAGAACUCCUACCUGAGAAACGGGUGGAACGUCAUGGACUUUGUGGUGGUGCUCACAGGGUGAGUGGCGUGAACUCGGAUACGUGCACACACACACAUACUUAAAGAUGCACGCACAGUCAGGGUUGAGUGUAGUGAGAAAGGAGGACUCUGGAGUGAGCGUUUGCGCACGUGUGUUCAUGGCCGUCCUCUCCUUCCUUCUCGCUCUAAUGAACAGCUUCAUGUCGAGCUGGCAGCAGUCGGAUCACAGAGCAGAGCUGCAGGCAGCCGGCAGCCUGGGCCGCCAACAAAUGUCACCACAACAUACACAGAGAUAGACGAGGUGGGGGGGCGCAGAGGGACAUGGGUAAAGACAGGAUGGAAGAAAAGGAAGCAGAGCAGGAGGGAGCGAGUGGAGAUACAACCAUGGAAGUGAGGGGAGGGGUAGAUACUGAAACCACUGAGAGGAGGAACAACAGUCACUCAGGACGUUUAGAUGACACUCAAGAAGAAAAGAAUUAUCGCCUUACUCUGAUGAAGAACCGGUUUAGUACAUGUAAACACCUUAGUCUGACGAUAUUCAGAGUUUAAGAACUCUGAUUGAAGUCGGAGAAUACCGACUAAAUUCAGAAGCACACUUACCCAGGAUUUCCACCGCACCUGAAACAGCUCUGAUCCAGAACGGUGGUGAUUUUCGCCAUCCGCCAAUUAUUUUUGACUGUUUUCUGACUGAUUUUCUGACUGUUUUUCUGACUGUUUUCUGACCAUUUUCUGACUGUUAUUAACUGUUUUUCUGACUGUCUUUCCGACUGUUUUUUAACCGUUUCUGAUAGUUUUCUUACUGUUUUUCUGACUGUUUUUGACUGUUUUACUGACUGUUUUCUGAACAUUUUCUGACUGUUUUUCUGACUGUUUUCUGACUUUGUCAGACUGUUUUCUGCCUGUUUGUCCAACUGUUUUUCUGCCUGUUUUUCUGCCUGUUUUCUGCCUGUUUGUCCAACUGUUUUUCCGACUGUUUUUCUGCCUGUUUUUCCGACUGUUUUCUGACUGUUUUCUGACUUUGUCUGACUGUUUUCUGACUGUUUUCUGCUUUUUUGUCCGACUGUUUUUCUGACUGUUUUUCAGACUGUUUUCUGACCAUUUACUGACUGUUUUCUGACUGUUUUUCUGCCUGUUUGUCUGACUGUUUUCUGACUGUUUUCUGACUGUUUUCUGACUGUUUUCUGCCUUUUUGUCCGACUGUUUUCCUGCCUGUUUUUCUGACUGUUUUUUUUAACCUUUUUUGACAGUUUUUCUGACGGUUUGUCUGACUGUUUGUUUGACUGUUUUUCUGACUGUCUUUCUGACUUUUUUCUGGCUUUUUUCUGACUGUUUUUCUGACUGUCUGACUGUUUUUCUGACUGUUUCUCUGGGACGGUGAAACCCUGUCACUGAAGUGUGUCAGGUGAAACCGCUCUGGCACAGACGAACACGCUGAGGUCAUGGCAUGUGGUGAUUUGGAGAGCUUGGUGUGUUACAUAAACUGUUCUUCGUCUUUGCUGACCAAGCACGAGUGAAAUAAGAGAUUACACCCCCACCACCUCCUCUCUGCCUAACACACUUAAACAGAGAGAGAGAGAGAGAGAGAGAGAGGGAGAGAGAGGGAGAGAGAGAGAAAGAGAGAGAGAGAGAGGCGGUCUGUCCUUAUGUUUUGAUAAGAGCAAUCAUGAAGUCGAGCUCAUCUCAGUGCGGAGAGUGAAAGAGAGACGAGGAGAGACGAGGAAGGAGACAGGAGGAGAGACAGGAGCAGGAGGAGAAACAGGAGCAGGAGGAGAGAGACAGGAGCAGCAGGAGGAGAGACAGGAGCAGGAGGAGGAGAGACAGUCCUUCAAACGACUCAGGCUCUACAUGGUCGAACCAAAUGACGCAUUAAAAAGUUUACAAAGCGAAAUUAAACAAUAACCUUCCCACUUACCGUAGUUUUCGCACUAUAAGGCAUACCUGAUUAUAAGGCACACCAUCAAUGAACGCGUCUAUUUUCAUACAUAAGGCGCACCGGAUUAUAAAGCGCAUUAAGCCGAACAAAACAGUCGGAUAAGUCAAACUUAACUCAGCGAGGUUACAGUAGCUACAGCGCGCCGACAAACCAAAAGGAUUUUAAGUAAGCCUUAUAGUGUGAAAAGUACGGUUCUUCUUUGCUCGUCUUUUCGCCGUCAUCGUCUGUGCCUAGACAGCGAACUUCCAUUGUGGCUUCUUUUGUAAUCUGCACUGUUUCUCUUUUAUUUGCUGCAGUAGCGGUUCUCGGCCAUGUUCACGCUGCAGGUUCUGAUGCACAAUUCGGAUUUCUUGUUAAGUCGGAUCUUUUUAUGCGGUCGUUCACAUUACAGCAACAAAUGAGGCAUCUAAUGUGAACGGAAUGCGUCCAUUGCUGAAACAGCUGAACAAGGUUACACACACCUUUUAAACACACUUUUACGUCACACUUGAGACGAUAACAAUAAACCGUUUAAAGAGUUCGGAUUCACGUCGAGGCGAACAGCUGCUGUGUCGUCAGGAAGCUUCAGUCAGAUCUACGGGCGGAUAAUACUCUGCAGCACUUACAGCGCGGUAUAUUCCCGAGAUACAUAAUGUACACUGACCAAGUCAAUACAUUUUACACACACACACACACACACACACACACACACACACACUCUUUGUUGGUCUCUGUAUGAAUAGAGGUUGUUUUUAGCCGUGCAGCUCUUUGUAGAUGAAAGGAUACUUGGCCUUUCUGUCCACCUCUGCUCCAAACCUUUGAUAUAACACACUGACCGCACACACACACACACACACACACACACACACACACACACACAUUUCCACUUCAAACCUUCCUGUCCAUUUCCUCCUCAGCGCCUCACUUUAGCCGCACACACACACACACACACGGACAAACACACAAACGGCUCUUAGCAUGUCUGAAUGGAUUAGCCGUUCCCUCCGCCACCUUCGCUGGAUGUCAGCGAUCGUGUGUGUGUGUGUGUGUGUGUGUGUGUGCGUUGACCUGUCUCUUGUAGUAAAUUGCGUGAGUGAUUUGGCCCUGGGAAUAAGCUAGUUGUUUUUUAUGCCUGCUAUUGAUUACUAGUCCAAUUACUCUUAGUUUACAGCUGUUCUUGGCGCGCUCGGCUCCUUCUUCCUCUUCUCGUUGAGGUUGUUUGGAUACGUCCGGUACAUGAAGGUUGAAAGCGAACAGGAGAUGAGAACUGAGUCUAAUAACACCUGUGAGAAAAUGAUAGUGGGUCGGGGCGCACAGGUUUCUCACGAUUAUUGCUGUCCGUAAUCCGCCACGAAAUUCACCUCACCAACGGUAGGAAUUGGCGGAUGGUGAAAAUUCUGGAUGCGGUGGAAAUUGGGGGUUAGAGAGUCACGCUGCAGACUCACCCAGUGGAGCUUUCUCAGCCUUCUUUUAACUCCCUAAUAUGAGGGUCUGUUAUAAUUAUAGUGUUAUUGUGCACAUGAACGCAUUAAUGAAAUCAUUAAAUCACGGGGAGAGAGGACAGCAGGGGGACGAGCAGAGAUAAGGGCGGAGUUUGGGGGGAGAGAUGAAGCGAUUUGGUCAGUGAUGUGGACAGAGAUAAUUAGUCACAUUCAGCUGAAGUCAGCAGAAAAAACAGGAGAGAGAGAGAGAGAGAGAGAGAGAGAGAGAGAGAGAGACAGAGAGAGAGAGACAGAGAGAGCAGAAAGACAGUUUUAGUGUAACAUGUUAGAGUCUCACUCAUGUGGAGAGUCGGUGAAAACCAUCAUCCUUCCUCUGAUCCUCCGUCUUCAUACUGUGCAGCUGUGUGUUGGUGUUGGUGUGUGUUUGUAUCUGUGUGCUGGUGUGUAUUUGCAGCUGUGUGUUGGUGUGUGUAUCCCUCUGUAUACAGGCGGCACAUCUGUCUUUGAUGCGGAGGAAACGGCUUCUUAUUGGUCGCUCAAAUGACCUACUUUCCAAUCAGAAUAGAAGAAUAAAAUUAUUCCCACUCAAUAUGUUUGAUCUCCAAACAGCGCCUGUUUGCUCUGCAGACGUGUGUGUGUAUGUGUGUGUGUGUGUGUGUGUGCUUUUGUAAUCCAUGCAUCCGUGUGUGUGUGUGUGUGUGUGUGUGUGUGUGUGUGUGUGUGUGUUGCGCCAUCAUUUAGUUAAAAGAGAAAAAGAGAGAAGAAGAAAGAAAAAAAAACAAAUCAAUCAGGCUCCUCCCUUGGCCCUGUUGCCAAGGUGAUACAGAGAUUCUAUCAAUGAGCCAAGGUCCCUGUUGCCAUGGAAACACUUAUGAAUGAGAAAGGGCCCAGUAACCGUGGAGACGGUGUGAAUGAGGAACUGCCUCAUCGGCCUGACACUAGUUUGUAACAGAGGAGAGAGGGGGGACGCUGUUUAGACACUUACAUUUCAUCUUCAUCAUCAUCAUCGUCGUCAGCGUUGUCAUCAUCAUCUUCAUCAUCUUUAUUAUCAUCUUCAUCAUCUUUAUUAUCAUCAUCAUCAUCAUCAUCAUCAUCAUCAUCACAAUCAUCAUCUUCAUCAUCAUCAUCAUCGUCAUCGUUGUCAUCAUCAUCUUCAUCAUCUUCAUCAUCUUUAUUAUCAUCAUCUUCAUCAUCAACAUCAUUGUUAACAUCUUCAUCAUCAUCAUCAUCGUCAUCGUUGUCAUCAUCAUCUUCAUCAUCUUUAUUUUCAUCAUCUUCAUCAUCAUCAUCAUCAUCAUCAUCAUCAGCAUCUUCAUCACUAUCAUCCUCUCUUUCACUAUAAUCAUCUUCAUCACUUUUAUUAUUACCUUCAUCUUCAUCAUCAUCAUCGUCAUCUUUAUCAUCAUCUUCUUCAUCAUCAUCAUCACUAUCAUCAUCAUCAUCGUUAACAUCAUCUUCAUCAUCAUCAUUGCCGUCAUCGUUGUCAUCAUCAUCUUCUUCAUCAUCAUCACUAUCAUCAUCAUCUUCAUCAUCUUUAUUAUCAUCAUUGUCAUCAUCAUCAUCAUCGUCAUCUUUAUCAUCAUCAUCAUCAUCAUCAUCAUCUUCAUCUUUAUCAUCAUCAUCUUCAUCAUCUUUAUUAUCAUCAUCGUCAUCAUCAUCAUCAUCAUCAUCAUCAUCGUCAUCAUCAUUAUCAUCAUCAUCAGCAUCUUCAUCACUAUCAUCCUCUCUUUCACUAUAAUCAUCUUCAUCACUUUUAUUAUUACCUUCAUCUUCAUUAUCAUCCUCAUCUUAAUCUUCAUCAUCAUCUCUUCCCUUGUCAUCAUCAUCAUCACCAUCAGUGUCACACACAGUCUUUACACAGUCAGUUCUGCCGGUUCUGCUCACUAAACCACGUCUCUCAUGUCUUUUGACGGAUCUGUUGGACCGCUCCGUUAGCAUCAGCGGUAAAGACACUUAAGACACCAGAUCUCUCCUAAACUUCAACAUGUCAGCAAACAAACACAGAGGAUAACCACGGCCGUCAGCUGACUGUCACCAUAAAAAAACACCAUGUCGUACCUGUGUCUCACCUGUAUUCACUCUUAAGGUCGAUCAUGUGAUCCACCUCCAUAAGGCUAACUUUGUACAGGUGUGUGUUACUGAACUGACCGGACUGUUUUAAAGUUCUCAGAAGAAGCUCCAGGAAGUAGUCAGAGCCCAUCUAACCUCGAGUCGUAAAUAUUAAAUAAACUUCUAAACCUUCGUUCUGCUGUCGCUUUAGGAGGUGUAGAUGAUCAACAUCACCAUGAUGAUUAGUCCAGACACUGAGCAUGUGCAGACGAACACGACAGGAAUAUAAUCGGAAUGAAAUUAUGUUCACGUCCAGUUUGAGUUUGACUUUUACACAUCUGAAAAAACCCUGAUGAUGAACGGACUCACUUAUCCGUUCAGUCAUGUGACCAAACCAAGAGCUUCUCGGUUUCAAGUCAGCAACUGAUCGGGCAUCUGAUACGGUACAAUGUCAUUACAAGGACCCUGACCAUCACCAGCGGGGGCUUCCUGGAAACGUGAUCCAGAACCUCCUCCUCCCCCUCCUCCGGGCCGGCGUUCCCGUUCCCUUCCUGACCGUUUUUACCGGCUGACUUCAAACCUGUGAUUAAGGCUCUGCUGCUGCUGCUGCUGCUGUGUCACUGGGCCUCUUAGCAGAACAGAGUGAAAAUGUGUCAGAGAGAGAGAGAGAGAGAGAGAGAGGAUGAUUCACUGUGUGCGUCAGACGAAGGGACUGACUGGAAAUCUGGCAGCAGGAGGGGACAUCUUAACCCUCCUGAGUACACACUUUUACUCAAACACACACUCUCUCUCACACACACACGCACACACACACAAUAUUUACGAUCUAUAUUCAGAUGGCGAGUGUUGAUUCAGGUGCUGGAACGCCACGGCGCCACGUUUACUCUGCGGUCUGCGACAGCUCGAAGUGAAACAUCUCAAACGUAUCGAGAAUGAAAAUAGGCGGAAAUAAUCCAGUCAGCGCUUCUGCCAGCUCUCUCGCUCUCUCUCUCUCCUCCCUCUCUCCCUCUCUCUCUCUCUCUCCUCCUUCUCUCAUCUUGAAACUCUCUCCAUCAUUCUUCACUUGUCAUCUCGAUCGAUCAGUUCGCCUCUUACAGGAUUUACAUACAGACAGACGCCCCCCCUCCCCAUGACCUGACACUGCUCUGUGUUUAAGUAUGUGUGUGUGUGUGUGUGUGUGUGUGUGUGUGUGUGUGUAAAAGUGUGGGUCUGGGGGGGGGUAAGAGAGGUUGACAGACAGAUACAAGCUUGAUUGGCUUAGGUAUUGAUUGUGUGUGCACGCUCCUGUGCACGUGUCUCUUCCCCUUUAGGAUCCUGUCUACUGUCGGCUCAGAGUUCGACCUGCGGACCCUCAGGGCUGUACGAGUGUUGCGGCCCCUCAAACUGGUGUCCGGUAUUCCCAGUAAGUAACCUCUUCUCCUCUCAUCGUUAAGACUCUGUGAAUAAAGACGGAUCCUGACUCCUCUGAACUGGGAGAAUGGUGCUAGUUCAGGCAGGCCACCAAGUGAGACUCCACCCACAGCACAUGAGCUGGUCCUAACCCGGCCCCUAUCAGCUGACAGCUCCGCCCUUUACUCUUUAAGCCCACUCCUCCUGCGUGUUAAACUGGAAUCAUCGCUCAGUCCGUUUCCAUGACACCCCAGAAAACCGAAUUAUCGCCUUAUUCCGAUUAAGACCGGACAACUGAAGGUCAUGUAAACACCUUAGUCCGACUAUAAUCAGAGUUGGAGAACUCUGAAAAAGACACCCAGAUAAUGCGAUUUGAGUUCGAUUUUCUCUACCAUGUAACCGGCGUAGACCUCAGGACCGCAUCAGUCCAGGACUCUUCUCCUACAGAGCCAUGCUGUUGUCAGAAUCUGGUUUGGGAUCAUAAGAAGAAGUCUUUGUCUGGAUGGACGCAGAUGUUGCUCCUAAAUCUGGAGAUAUUGUUUAAAACUGAGGAUGAAGCAUCUAUGAUUUCUAAUUCUUCGUUGAAAGGACAACUGGACUUACUUUGGGACGCGAAACGUCCCAAGUAAGUCCAGUUGCUGAAAAGACUCAUAUCGCCCCCUAGUGUUGGGGAGGAGGACACGUUCACGUCAAUAAUUCGAUUUUCUCAGCUGCAUGUUUACGAGGACAAGGAGAGAAGUCUGAUUCAGAGAAAGAGACGAAUUAAAAAACUGAAUUAUAAAAAUAAUCUCUGAUAGAUUUUUUACCUCUCAGGAGAGCACACACCAACAAACCGCCAUGAUCAGAACCAUCGUUAAUGACGGGAAACGAGUUUGAUGAUCGUUUAUUUGACCUGAGUUUGAUUUUAGAGUUUUAAUCAUGUCUCAUCUGUUUACAUGGAGGAGCGGGUGACCUCUGCACUCACUGUCAUGUCUGAUUCCUCUUGUUGUAGUCUUAGUUACUCCUGGAGGAUGAUGGGAGUAUCAUGGCGGAGCAGUUUGAGCCGUGGUGGUUUCUGUGUGUGGUUCUUCUUCUGCUCUCUGCUCCUUUUUUAACCCUUAAAUGUCCGCAGUGCUCCAGCUCCACUGCAGGGAUAUUAAUAGAACGGACGACACUCCAGAGCUGGAGAGGCAAACCGAGCUUACUCAUCACUAAAGUCCCUCAGCCUCUCAGAAAAACAAAGUUUCCUUCCUGAAAUAUUGGAGGUCAUGUGACGUUUGGAGCGUUUUUACAGUGACUGUAUUAAACGUGACUAUCAGGCGGCGUUACGUCGACCUCCACCUUCAGCGGGUUUAUCAUGACUGUGUGUUUCAGGCUUACAGGUGGUGCUCAAAUCCAUCAUGAAGGCCAUGAUCCCCCUGCUCCAGAUCGGCCUGCUUCUUUUCUUCGCCAUCCUCAUGUUCGCCAUCAUCGGCCUGGAGUUCUACAUGGGAAAAUUUCACUCCACGUGUUUCGACAAUCACACAGGUACAGACGCACGGCUGUGUUACUCUGUGUUUAUGUUUCCUGAUAAUAAGGAAAAACGACCUUUAAUUAGCGUUGUCUGCUUCUCCCUCUUCCUGUUUCCAGGUGAGAUCCGAGAAGAGUUCCCGUGUGGGACGGAGCCGCCGUCUCGGUUGUGUCCACAGGGAACCAUGUGUCGAGAGUACUGGCUGGGACCGAACUAUGGGAUCACCCAGUUCGACAACAUCCUGUUCGCCAUCCUCACCGUCUUCCAGUGUAUCACCAUGGAGGGCUGGACCGAACUGCUCUACUGGGUGAGUACUGCUGGACCAAGACUGGACCAGACCUUCUGAGCUGAACCGGAUCAUGUUCACAGACAAACGGACCUCUGAGUGAAGACAGGAGGAUGGACUUUGAGGACAGGGAGUCAGCUGUAGGGUCGAGCACGUCAAAUAAACGCUUUGUAAUAGGAUGUGAUGUUCACGCUGGGUCAGAGGGACCAAACAUUAAAGGAAUAUUCCGGUGUAAAAUUCGUUUAGGAUCAAACACUGAGUUAGACCCCCCCCUCCAGAGAUGAGUGUUGUCGACCGCUUGCUUCUCUAGUUUUACCAACUUUAGUAACGACCGCAGGAUAGUAAUACAGAGAGCCACGCCCCCAACCAAAACGCCACUCUAUAGCCACAAAUAAUGCUCAGAACAGCACCUAACUUCAUCAACAGGACAUAUAGGGUCACAGACAUAGUACUAUAUUCAGAGUUGUUCUAACUCCUAAGAAAAUAUAAACUUAAGCGGGGGCGUUUCUCCACCUCUGUAGUCUAUAAGCUGGGCCAAUAAACUUCUACUGUAGUAAAAUGAAAAGGUAAAGGUGUUUUUAUUGAGCCGAAUUAUCAAUAAAAUCAUGAUUUUGUUAACAGGUAUGGAUUUAUGUGCUGUCGAGUUAAUAUAUUUGAACAAGAGCGCAGUAAAGUUAAAUCAGCUAAUUUUCCAAUGAGGUUCUGUUACUGAACGGAACUACACCAUGUUCUACCGAGGUUAGUACAUAUAGGGUCCCAGACAUAGUACUAGACACCAAACAUCUUUUUAACUUUGACUCAUUCCUUUAGCAAAGAGACUAAACACAACUCACCUACUCUCUUCCAGCAGACGCUUGUUUGUAGCGAGACCUCAGACCAGUCCAUUACGGACUACAGUGGGGUGACGCAGCUCAAGGAAGAACAUUUAUGAUCAUUUCUUUAUCAUUUCCUUGAAGUAAUAAUCACCAUAUUAAUCAUUUUACAGACGCGGUAGUUCUUCUGUCGUAGCGUCUCGGUCUGAUUGUAUUUCCAUGAAGAAAUGAUCAUAAAUGUUCUUCCUUGAGCUGCGGCACCCCGCUGUAGUCCGUAAUGGUGCUGUUCUGAGCAUUAUUUGUGGCUAUAGAGUGGCGUUUUGGUUGAGGUUUGUUUAUGGCUCCUCAGACCUGAAUUAAUUUUACACCGAAGUAUCCCUUAAAGAUGUCGGUGAAAGAGGUCCACUGGUUCUGAUGAAGCUCCCACAGCAGAGUCCUGUGUCCACCAGAGAGGAAGACUAAACCCAGAGACUCGAAUUUCCUGCUUUUUCCCAAAUUUCCUGCGGGAGUCAUCCCAAGGGAUGGAUAUAGUUUAGUCUAAGUCUAAACCAGGUCUAAACCCUGGACCUCCUGUAGUCUGAACAGGAUCCUUUAAAUGACGAGGAUGACAAACUGACAGUUUCAUGUUAUCGACGCUCUAGUUCCACAGUUCCUCCUCUUUAUCCAUGAAACCCUGUCUGAUGUUAAUAUUUCUAUAUUUCUAUGGUUUAUAAAACAGAGUUUAGUUCUUGGAUCCACUCGAACCCGGGUUUUUGUGCGUGUCUGUCUUCAGUAUUUGGAGCUCGGAGAACUUCUCUAAUGAUUCCCACCUGUUCUCGGUGUGCACCCACCCAGAAAAUAGGAACCAGGUCUGGCACAGUGUCAUUACUCAUGUUCAGGACUGAAUCCGUCCUCGCUGUCAGGGGCAACGGUUGCUUGGAGACCGGAGGUAGAGGAGGGUCUGUGAGUCUUACUGUAGCCGUCUCUCCCCCUCUCUUUUCUCCCUCUUUUCCCUCUCUUUGUUACCUUCUUCUCCUUAUCUUCCUCCUCCCUCUGCAUCCCUCCCUCCCUCCCUCCGUCUCUCUCCCCGUGUCCCUCCUUCCCGGUGCUGCUCUAUAUUUAAAAGGGCCUGUUCAGCCCAAGUUAUUCUUGCAGCUGCUAGGGAGGGGAGCGAUAAAAGUUUAAUGGUAGAAAAAAGGGUCUGCGGUACAUCGGGUGCACAGCGGCUUACAUAGAGGAAGAGGGAAAGAUGGAGGGAGGGAGGAGGAGACGAGGGGACGACAGUCGGAGAGAAGUAGAGCACAAAGUGGGAGGGGGAGAAACGGGGUCUGGAAGGUAGAAUGAGGAAUCAAUACAGAGGCAGAUUUUUGACAGAGAGAUGGAGAGAUGCAGAAAUGAGAGGAAUAAACAUAAAAAUGAGUGAAAGAAGGAUGAAAAAAGGAGAGUUAUGAAAGUGUAAAAAAAACAAAAGAGCGGUUAAAGAAGGAGAGAGCGUGGAGACGGAGAGGGAGGAGCCUUUAAAGCGGUUGUUGUGCAUUAUUCACUCUGCACUGAGCAGCUAAAUAGAGUGGCAGAUAUGCAUUUACUUAUUGAGAUGACAUAAAGCAAAAUCAUGUCAGGUCUGCUGUUGAUUGUUUCUUCCCAGAGUGAAGACGGCACUUUGAAAUCCACUGUUUUUUUUUUACAGAGAGAGAGAGAGAGAGAGAUGUCCUCCGAUAGAGUGAAGACAUCUUUUUUUUACUGGAUUCAGAUCAUGGACCCGGAUUUGGAAAGAGGGUCAGAAAUAACAAAUAAAACAACCUCAUUCUCAGCGCAGAGAAGCUGAAAAAUACAGAAGAAUACUGCAGCUUCUACAUGCAGCAGAUCUAUGUUUCUGGAUUUUUGAGAUUGAUUCAUUAAAGGGAUAUUCUGGCAUAAAAUUAAUUUAGGGUCAAACCCGCCGUAACACCGAGUUAGACCCCCCCCUCCAGAGAUGAAUGUUGCCGACCGCUUCCUUCUCUAGUUAUACCAACUUUAGGACUACAGCGGGGUGCCGCAGCUCAAGGAAGAACAUUUAUGAUCAUUUCUUUAUCAUUUCCUUGAAGUAAUAAUCACCAUAUUAAUCAUUUUGCAGACGCGGUAGUUCUUCUGUCUUAGCGUCUCGGUCUGAUUGUAUUUCCAUGAAGAAAUGAUCAUAAAUGUUCUUCCUUCAGCUGCGUCUUUAUUUAUAGCGCAUCCGAAACGGAGACGAUUUUUGCCAUACGUCAAUUCAUAUCGGAUCUGUUUGUGAGGCGACUUUCAUGGUGGAUUUCAGUCAGCAGGAAUCGCGAAAACUCACAAGAACCUGCAGAAUCACGUUCAAUCACGCGAUAACGAGUUGUCUCUAUAAAGACAGACACAUAGACAUAUGAGCAGUAGAUUGUGUCCUUGUGUCCUCAGAGAGCUGAGGUUAGAGUGAGGGACCUUUAACAUGUGACCCGUCAGAGCUGGAAUCACUGCUUUAAACUGUUACCUGUGUGUGUGUGUGUGUGUGUGUGUGUGUGUGUGUGUGUGUGUGUGUGUGUGUGUGUGUGUGUGUGUGUGUGUGUGUGUGUGUGUAUUUCAGAGCAACGAUGCCUCAGGGAGUGCAUGGAACUGGAUGUACUUCAUCCCCCUCAUCAUCAUCGGCUCCUUCUUCAUGCUCAACCUGGUGCUGGGUGUGUUAUCAGGGUAAGUGUGUGUGUGUGUGUGUGUGUGUGUGUGUGUGUGUGUGUGUGUGUGUGUGUGUGUGUGUGUGUGUGUGUGUGUGUGUGUUUGUGUCUUUUUGUGAGAAAGUGCUCGUGGCAAAUGUAGUAAAAAGUUGUUUAUUUUUUAAUUUUGUGAAUUCUCAAUACUGUGUGGUAGGUUUGGUAUAAUUACAAUAACACACAUUAAGGAAAUUAACUAAAUAAGUGUGUGUGUGUGUGUGUGUGUGUGUGUGUGUGUGUGUGUGUGUGUAGCGAGUUUGCCAAAGAGAGAGAGCGUGUGGAGAACAGGAGUGAGUUCCUGAAGCUGAGGCGACAGCAGCAGAUCGAGCGAGAACUCAACGGAUACCUGGAGUGGAUCUGCAAAGCGGGUUUGUGCGACACUUUUACACACAUACGCACACACGCGCACACACACACACACACACACGGACAUGAACACGUCUCUUCCUCUGCCUGCUGUGUCGUAUUUUUUACGUUUUUGAUCAAGUAUCGUCACGUCAGCUGAAGUUCAUUCAGAAAAUCAAAGUUUGUUGUCGUUGAAGUUAUUUUUUUUAUUAUAACAUCUGAACCCGUCAGCAGGAGUCUGCAGGUGGAUUCUGGGUAAUGUAGGAGCUUGGCGUUGGUGCAGAGAGGGAGCAGAGAUCUGUCCUCCAGAUUAGUGAUGAUUCGUUUCAUAAGUGCUUCAAAACAAUCGGAUUUGUCUCUCUGGUUACACGGAUAAUAGAAUUAGUGAGAAUUUCAUUUAAUUUGUGAGACUGAAACUCAAUUUUAAAACCGUUUUACUCGAGCAUUCCUGAAAAUUACAGAGAGAGGAGCUUCAUCACAAACAUGAAAGUUACACAACACAGAGCAGCGCGCUCUGAAGAUCUCUGAACAUUUACAGUUAGUGUGUUGUUGUUGUUGAUGUUGUUGUUGUUGUUGUUGUUGUUGUUGUUGUCGUGGUCGGGUUGGAGAUACUCGUUUGAUGCUUUGAUAGAGAGGACUCUUUGUUUGGCCGUAGUUCUCCAUCUCUCUGGUCGUCCUGCUGAGGACAGAGAAGAUGUGAAGACGAUAAGAGGGACGGAGGGACGGAGGCUGUAAGGAGCCAAUAAAGGGCAGAUAGAGAGGACAGAUCUUUGAUCCUCCUGAAAAUCUACAUAAAAACAAGGAAGCUGAGAACACAAAAGGAGGAGGAGGAGUGAGAGGCGGCGGUGCAGGUGCAGAAAAGAGAGCGGGUUUCCUGUUUUAAUCCAAAGAAGAAACGAGGACGUGAAUCUGUUCAGAUUUAGAGGGAAACCUCAGAGACAAACCUGAGAUCUUUACUAACGUCUGUGUUUUUCUGUCGUAGAAGAAGUGAUUUUGGCCGACGAUGACAAUGAAAACGAUUACGAUGGUAGGAUUAUUUUAACUUUUCUGACUCUGAUGAUUUUGUUAUCAUUGUUAAUGAUCAUUUAUUAGUGUGUUUGUGUUUUUGUUUGAAAGGAUAAAUAAACGUUUGUCCCUUACAGGCUCCCGUAGGAGAGCGACAAAGAACCACAAAAGCAAAGCUGAGCUCCUCAACCCAGAGGAGGGGGAGGGAGACCUGGCAGUGGGUAAGAGACACACACACACACACACACACACACACACACACACACACACACACACACACACACACACACACACACACACACACACACACACACAAAGACAAACCACAGGAACAUUCAGAUGAUAUCUUAUCUUACAGAUCAGCAUUACCUGACCCUCCUCUCCUUCCCUCACCUGUCCUCUCCCGCUCUGUCCUCCUGCUCCUCCUCCUCCUCCUCCACCUCCUCUUCUCCUCUUUUUCAUCCCUCUCUUUUUGUUCCCUCUGAUUUUUGAUCAUUAAUAUUAAUGUUGUCUAAUAAAACAUUUUAACUGUUUCUACCUGCUGCUGCAGAGGACAACGUUUCACAGAAAACAACCGAAAACACAUGAAUGACAUUCAUCCUUCAUUCUGUCGCUCAUGGACGUCUGUAGAUUAUUUUAGCAAGAUAAUCUGCUGAAAAUCUCCAAAUUCAUCUUGUUUUGAUGAUAUUGAUCACUCUGAUUCUGAUGAGCACUGAUAGAGAGUCAGAAACAGCUAAGGGUGUUACUUUUUACACAGAUUUGAAGUCAAGAAACUUUUUCUAAAGUUAUACCGUUACGGAGUCGCAGGCUCCUCCCGCCAAGCGCUGAAUGAUUUGGUGAUUCGGUGAACGAAUCUUUUGAACGAAUCUUUUCAGUGAGCUGAUUCUAGUGAUUCAGUCCAUCUAAAGAACUGCUGUGCUCAUCACUAGUUAGUUUAAAACUAUCUUGAUCAUCCUGAUUAAACCCGAUCCCUAACCAUAACCCUAUCCUGUCUCCUCUGUGAUGAUGAUAACGUUUAUUUAAUAAUAAUGUUUAUUUAAUAAUAACGUUUAGUUAAUAAUAAUAACGUUUAUUUCAUUAUAAUGUUUAUUUACUAAUAAUAAUAACGUUUAUUUAAUAAUAAUAACGUUUAUUUCAUUAUAAUGUUUAUUUAAUAAUAACGUUUAUUUAAUAAUAAUAACGUUUAUUUCAUUAUAAUGUUUAUUUACUAAUAAUAAUAACGUUUAUUUAUUUAUAUAACACGAACAUCAUGUCCCUGCCUUCAACCUCCAGGAUCUCCGUUUGCCCGCGCCAGCCUGAAGAGCUCCAAACUCGAGGGAUCCACCUUCAAGCGGCGAGAGCGGCGCCUUCGCUUCUUCAUCCGCCACGUGGUGAAGUCCCAGGCCUUCUACUGGACCGUGUUGUGUUUGGUCGGCCUCAACACCAUGUGUGUGGCGGUGGUGCACUACGACCAGCCGGAACCGCUCUCCGAUUUUCUAUGUGAGUAGGCGAGUCGUCCGCACACACACACGGAGAUUAUCUCCACAAACGUAUAAAUACUCUCAUCGCAGAUUACUGGAGGGAAGAGGGCGAGUAAACUCUUCAGUAAAUGUGACUAAAUCCCUGAAGAAGCUGACCCAACAAGUUUACACAGACAGCCAAACAACAUCCUCCUUUUUCAGAGACUCAGCUGUAUUUCUCUGACUGAGGCGAACAAACCAGAGGAUGGUUUGAAGAUGACGGUUCGGAUUGGUUCACCGUUUACCUCCUCACCCAAACAGUUUAUUUCCACCUGCAGUGAACGUGUCUCUGAUUUGAUUGUGUUUCAUAAAACGCGGUCUGUCCUCACAGACAUGCAUGAAUAGAUGGAUCGGUGGGAGGAGAGUUUGCGGAUGAUUGAUGGUUUACUCUCAUUUUUGAGCUCAUCCUCCUCCUCCUCCUCCUUUCUCCUUGUCCUCCUCCCUGGAUGUAGAUUUUGCUGAGUUCAUCUUCCUGGGGAUAUUCUUGACGGAGAUGAUGGUGAAGAUGUAUGGUCUGGGCAAGCAGGCCUACCUCAACUCCUCCUUCAACUGCUUCGACUGCAUUGUGAGUCCCAGAGCGCUCAGAGUCUCAGCCAAGGGAACGACAGGGCGAGUAAAACCCAGACGAGGGCGAGCCAAGAGACGACAGGACCACAGAACUUUAUACUACAUAUGACACAAAUUCAAGAUAAUGAGAUAGGAUAGGACACAGUACAAUAUUAUAAAUUCAAUGGAGUAGGAUAAGAUAUGGUAUAAAUUUUUUUAAAUAUGAUUCAAUACAGGACCAUACUAAGAGGUGAUACAAUACAGAAGAACAGGGUAUUACAUUAUAGUAAACAAAUGGAUUUAAUACAGUAAAAUAUGAGAGAAUAACAUAGAAUAUUAUACAAAAUAUACAAUACAAUAUAUGAAAUUAUAUGACAUGAUAUGAUACAAACAUUGAUGAUACAAUAUAAAACAGUAUGAUAUAAUAUGAUAAAUGUUAUGAUAUAUAAAAUGAUAUGAUUUGAUAUGAUAAGAAAGGAUGUGAAAUAAUAUGAUAUAUGAUACAAAAUGAUAAAAAAUUUUAUGAUACAAUAAAAACCAAUAUGAUAUGAAAUACUUUGAUAUCAAAUGAUAUCAUUUGCGAGAAUAUAUAUGAUAUAAUAUGAUAAAAUAUGAUAUGUAAUGAGAUAUGAUAUGAUACAAUAUAAAACAACAUGAUAUAAUAUAUGAUAUAUGUUAUGAUAUAUGAAAUGAUAGGAUACAAAAUGAUAAAAAUGUUUAUGAUACAAUAAAAAAAUAUGAUAUGAUAUAAAAUGAUAAAAACGAUUAUGAUGCAAUAAAAAAAAUAAUAUGAUAUAAAAUGAUACAAACAUUUUUGAAACGGUAUAAAACAAUAUGAUAUGAUAUAAUAUGAUAUGUUAUGAUAAAUGAAAUGAUAUGAUAUGAAAUGACUUGAAUUAUAUGAUAUGAUACAAAAUGAUAAAAACGUUUGAUACAACAUAAAACAAUAUGAUAUAAUAUAUGAUAUACGUUACUUUAUGAUAUAUAAAAUGAUAUGAUGUGAUAUGAUAUGAUUCAUAAUGAUAAAAAUGCUUAUGAUACAAUCAAAACAAUAUGUUAUGAAAUUUUAUGAUAUGAAAUGAUACAAACACUUUGAUACUGUAUAAAACAAUAUGAUAUGAUAUAAUAUGAUAUGUUAUAAUACUUUCUAUAAUAUGAUAUGAUGCGUUGCGACGGGUUCGAAUCCUCUACAACAGGACAUCUUAAUGUAGUGGAAGCUUCUUCACAUUUCGACGUCAUCUCUCCGCCUGCUUGUCUCUGUCUCAGGUGAUCUGUGGGAGUAUUUUCGAAGUGCUGUGGUCCAUCAUCCAGCCGGGCACGUCCUUCGGCAUCAGCGUGCUCCGAGCUCUCAGGUUAUUGAGGAUCUUCAAAGUGACAAAGUGAGUCUCCGGUCUUAUCGUGUGUAUUAUCCUCAUUCAUAAAAACAUCCUGAACUCAACCCUCUGUCUCUCUCUGCUCUUUUAUUUUUAGGUACUGGGCGUCUUUGCGUAACCUUGUGGUCUCUCUGCUGAACUCCAUGAAGUCCAUCAUCAGCUUGCUCUUCCUGCUCUUCCUCUUCAUCGUGGUCUUCGCUCUGCUGGGCAUGCAGCUCUUCGGAGGACAGUCAGUGCUUCCAGAGUUUCCUUCACUCCCCCUUUCUCCUUCCUUUCUAAUCGUCUUCAUUUCAUCUUCAGCAGAAAGAUGGCUUCCUGCUAAUUGCAAACUUGGCUUGGUCAUUUUUUGAGUCAUUUUUAGGAAAAUACAUUUUCUCACUUCUCUCUUUUUUUUUCUCUUUCUGCCUCUCUCGUUCGAUUUGUUUCCCCCUGCCAGGUUUAAUUUUGAAACUGGCACGCCAUCGACCAACUUUGAUACCUUCCCGGCAGCAAUAAUGACAGUGUUCCAGGUGAGCAGAGGACACAGAGGGAGGAAGGGAGGAAGGGAGGGAGGAAGGGAGGGAGGGAGAGGAAGAGUGCUGGAUUAAGACCAACUGAUUAAAAGUUGUAAGAGGAUUUUCAUGCAAAGAAGUGAUAAAACACGGAGAGAUCCUUUUGAAUCUUUAAAUACCAUGAGUCAUAUUUAUAAUCGAUGUGUUUGAGGUGUGUGUGUGUGCGUGUGUGUGUCUGAGGUGUGUGUGAAAACAGGGUAAAUCCGUCUGAAUACUCUAAUGUUUGUUUGCGCGUUAGAUCCUGACAGGCGAGGACUGGAACAUGGUGAUGUACGACGGCAUCAAAUCUCAGGGUGGAGUCAACAAGGGCAUGGCGUUCUCCGUCUUCUUCAUCGUGCUCACACUCUUCGGCAACUGUAUCCCUGUCUGAGUUCAGUUAGACUUAAAUACAGAUUUAAGAGAUGAAUUCAGUUUUUGAUUUAUUUAAAUGAGGGUUUCCACGACAUCAGGGGUUCAUAAUGUAGUAAUAAUAUAAAUGUUCUAUAAGUGGUGAAGAAACAGACGACUUCAUAGACUUUAAUAUUGAACACAGUUAAUUUACAGUCAUUAUCUAUUUCUAAUGAGAGAAACAUUCUUCAUAUCUUUAGAAAAUCUACUUAUUUCUGCUCCAAGCUGAUAAACUUAAAUGACAAACUUCAUUAAAACACCAGAAGUGACUUUAAAGAGACCGUUAAUGUACAGGGUGAUGUUAAAGUGGAAUAAACUGCUGCUAUAUUAAAAUAACAAAUAAAAUUAGUUUAAAAAUAGAAAUUUAAUAUCCUAAAAAGAUAUAUAACAUUUGGAUGAAGGUGUAAAUCUUUAAUAUGUACCUCUAUCUCAGUCCUGUGAGUGAAAAUCGUUCAGAUUUUGUUUGUACUUGGAUUUAUUUUGUCUUUUUUUCUUUUUAAGGUUAUAAAUUGAUCCUAAAUGUUCAGUUUGGACCCCAGAAAGAAAAGUUAGUGUGGAAAUUAACUAACAGGAAUAAAUACAAAAAUAUACAGAAUAAUAACAUAAAUAAAAUCAAUUAAAAAGGAUAAAUGUUAGGAUUUGUGAUUUAUCCAAACUCAAGCCCAAACUUUAACUAAUAACACUUCUCUUUAGAACGAUCGUUUGACGUGCUUUUAUUUUGAUAGUUUUCUUUCUGCUCUAUUUAAACCUGCUUCCUGUUCGACUUUGAGUUAAUGAAUGAUUUAAAAACUGUUAAAAGAUCGUUAAGUUAGGAAACAUGUUAGAUUUCAUCUGUAAUUUGAAGAGGCCGAAGCUUUAAUGUUGUUUCUGAAAUCACGAAAUUAAGUAAACUAACAAAGCUAGCUUGUUAGCUAGCAUCUGUCCUGUCGUUGGCGAUAUUUUUUUUCAUGUAAUGAUAGGGGAAGGUCCCGCCUCCUUCACCUCUGAUUGGCUAGAAGUGCUGGCCUCUGAUUGGUUAUUCCUAAUGGCUGUGAAACGUCAUCGUCUGUCGGGUUAGGAGGUUCAGAAUUGCGAUGAUGUUCUGGUCGAUGUUCAGAGCCGACAGCCCACGUUUGGCCUGAGUGUGUGAUGAUGUUUCCAGUUUUUCUAGCCAAUCAGAGGCGAAGGAGGGCGGGACCUUCCCCUACCAUCCGAUGAAUCCUGCGUCCCGCCCUUAUAUGAGACUGGACCUCUUACAGUUUAACCAUUAGCUGAUUGUACCGACCGUAUUUCACGUUCCUAAAAGGCGUUUAUCGUCAUCAGGACAGAUUUAUGACCACAGAUCUUAUUUAACUCCUAAUGUAUGUCGAGUCUGAAAUGUGAGUGUUUUUCUCCCACUAAAUCUGUUAUUGCUGAAUGAAUGAUUCGCCUAAACGACCUUGGUUGCUGUCAACCGUCCAACAUUUCCUCCUGCCAAGAAUUACAGUGUACCAGGCGCUUUGGCCAAUUAAUUAGUCCUGUACUGUUAGUAAGAGCUCCUACAUGCUGGAUUUCCUUUAACGGCGUGUUCAGACACUCUGCUGAAUGUGUUCUUGGCCAUCGCCGUGGACAAUUUGGCGAAUGCACAGGAGCUGACCAAGGUACCGUCCUCAGUCUCUUUCAUGGACACUAAAAACAACAAACCUCGACCUGUUGAGUUUCUUCUUCUGUAAUUUGAGUUUCAUUUUGACGUUUUCCUGCAGGAUGAGCAGGAGGAAGAAGAGGCCGCCAGUCAGAAGAUCGCCCUGCAGAAGGCCAAAGAGGUGGCUGAAGUCAGCCCGCUGUCUGCCGCCAACCUCUCCAUCGCUGCGUGAGUUUUUUUAUUUUAAUUUAUUCCUCCUGGACUUUGAUUUUCAUGUCCAUCUCAGAUCGUUUUCCCUCCAGGUUGAACAUUUAGGAGGAAAAUUACACAUUUACAUAAAGAGGCUGCAGCGGAAACGGGGAAAUUUGUAAACAAAUGUUCCCUCUUUAAAUACAGACCCUAAUGAUAUUAAGUUAAACAACAGUGAAGAGCUUCGUACACCACAGUUUAUGGACUUCUUCAGAUUGAAAUAAGAGUGACAAAAAUUAUAUGUUGAUAUUUUACAUCCCUCCAAAAAUGUAAAAAAUUAGUAAAAAGAUAUUUUUGUGUCUGUCCUUCAACCUGAUUUAAGAAGUCCCACCAUAACUAGUGUAAGCACAUAUUUAACAUCUGUUUUUUUUACUUUUUUUUAUCUGCACAGAUUUUUCUCAGCAGCUCUUUUCAUAUGAUUCAUUUAUACAGUAAAUUACAGUAAAAUACAGUAAAAAUACAGUAAAAUACAUUAAAAUACUGUUAAAAUACUGUAAAAUACAGUAAAAAUACUUUAAAAAUACAGUAAAAUACAGUGAAAAUACAGUAAAAUACGUUAAAAUACUGUUAAAAUACAGUGAAAAUACAGUAAAAAUACUGUAAAAUACAUUGAGAUACUGUUAAAAUACUGUAAAAUACAGUAAAAAUACUGUAAAAUACAUUAAAAUACUGUUAAAAUACAGUAAAAUACAGUGAAAAUACACUAAAAUACAGUUAAAAUACUAUAAAAUACAGUAAAAUAACGUAAAAUGCAAUAAAAUACAUUACGACCGAACUGCAGCCUCUUUAAACGCAUGUUUUUACAGAGAGACAUCAUCCAGAGAUAAAGAGAAGGUUCUUACUCUUCUGAUUGUGUUCUUUCCUACUGUAUUUAACACACUCACACACACACACACACACACGGUCAGGUUUGGAUUGAAGUCGGCGAGCCCUCCUCUGGUCAGGAGAGUCACAGUCUCUGAUCCUCUCUGUUCACACACACACACACACACACACACACACACACUCCUCAGUUUGGUCUGUCUGUCCCCCUGAAAGAGCUCAGCAGGGGGCCCACAGUCUUUUCAGAAAUACCACACACACACACUCACAACACCCCCGACACACAGGUCUGACCUUUACGCUUUGAUAUCUCAGCUUCUGUUCACUUUACCUCUCUCUAUCACACACACACACACACACACACACACACACACACACACACACACACACACACACACACACUCCAGAGUCAGUGCUCAGAACAGUCCAGUUUGUGUGGAUCAUACUGUGUGUUGUUGAUUGUGUGUGUGUGUGUGUGUGUGUGUGUGUGCCUAUUUUAUAAAACAGCUGAUACAGCAGACUCAAACCUCUCUGAGGUUUCUUGUAAUUUAAAUCAGCGCUCGUUUCUAACUUUACAUCGUCGCAUGUGAAGUUAGAAAACAGAGAUGAGGAGAAAAAUCAUGAACGUGCUGAAGGAGGACGAAGAAAUUAAAGAAAUGAAGUUUAAAACGAAAGAAAAAACGACAAUAUGAGACGAUGAAAUCUGUGAGAGGAGUGUGAGAGCUGUCCACGACUGUUUCAGAUCUACCUGUGUAAGUGUGUGUGUAAGUGUGUGUGUGUGUGUGAGGUUGUUUCUGUGUGUUAAGGGUUACAUUCCAAAAUGCUGAACACACACCUUUCCUCUUGGUUGAUUUCUCGACUCGUUGAGGUCGUUUUAAACGAACGUCCUCCUGAAUUAUUCGAACCCUGAGCCCACUCUGAGUGUCAGUGUGAGAAAAUCUCGUUUUGGAAUGAAACCCUCCUUCUGUUUUCUCGUACCAUCUCACUCACCAGCUGUUUCCCUCCUCAGCAACAAAGUUCACAGUGAGUGUCACAACGCUACCGACCCCUUUCUGGACUGGUAUUUAUUUAUUUGUUUCUUCAUUUCUGAUUCCCUUCUGUUGACUCGACCAUUCCUCGCUUUCUUCUGUGUUUUAGAGCAGCCUCCUCCUCCUCCUCUCCUCCUCCUCCUCCUCUCCUCCUUUUCUGAACACACUCCCAGCUUCUUUCUUUGGCUCUUUUUAUUUUGUGUCAGCUUCUUUUUUCAAUAAAUCGUUUUCUGUUGCCUGCACCUCGCAGUUCGACUGUUGCUCCGCUGUGGUGGAAUAUUGGCCCCGAGUUAGGAGAGAGAGAUAGGAGAAGACCUGGAGAAGUUCUGGAGGGUUUCUGCAGAUGUUUGGGAUCAUGGCAGCUUUGCCUUCAAUCUUAGAUUUCAGGGACUCUUUAGACUCUUAGUCCCGUUUCUUGUUGAAAUUUCUCAGAGCUCAGUCUGGGUAGGUAAACGAAUCCUGACCUUGCCCCGUAGUGACCCCUCACUCCGUGUCCCCACAUGGUUUACCAAAGUAGGGCCUCUCUGCCCAACGCUUUGACAAGCCGUGUCGACACCCAGUCUUGUUGUCUUGCUCCCUCCAAAUUGGCCCCUCGUUCUUCCAUGUCUGUGGCCCCCAGUGUGUCUCUGUGUCCUGGCUAUUUUACGUCCUCGUACAUUUGGUGUUUGUUUUCAUCCUCAUGGCUUUUUCUGUGAUCAUCUGCACACCCAUCCCGGCCUGCGGAGCUCUGGUUAAGCCCCCUCCCGUCUCUCUCUCUCUCCGCCCUCUUUCUUCUUCGCAGUAAAGAGCAGCAGAAGAACCACAGGGGCAGCAACAAGUCGGUGUGGGAGCAACGCACCAAGGAGCUGAGGAGGCAGACUCUGGUGUCGAGCCGAGAGGCGCUUUACAACGAGCUGGACCCCGACGACCGCUGGAAGGCAAGGACAGGGAGGGAGGAGCACAACAAUGUAAAGGACAAGGCAACCACGGCCUUUAGACUUGUGCUAUCAGUGUACACAAGUGACGGCGGCCAUGAUGAUGAUGAUGAUGAUGAUGAUGAUGACCUUUGAAAACUGUUGCUCACAUUUUUAUAAAACUUAUAAACCCAAGUCCAAAAAGUCGGGUCGUGAUAAAAACGUUGAUUAGAGCAGAUUCUGAUGGUUUGUAAAUCAGUCAGAUGAAAAACUGUGAAGGUCUGAGAGACUCUCUGACCCCCGAUUUCCACCUUCAUCCUGAUCGUCUCCUAAAAGGUCGUAUCCUCCGAUCGUAGCUGAUCGUAACCAUUCAAGUUAACGUGUCGAUUUACACCGACUUCUUUCCGUUCCUCUGUGGAUCGCCGGACUCCUCAGCAGAGCUUCCGUGGUCCUGAUCUUCAGGAGUGGUUUUAGCUGAAGGUCGUUUUAUUAGGAACAGACUCUGAGUGACUCACAGACCAGCAGAUUCUGCAGACUCAGCACUUUUCUGAUUUGGGUUUGUCUGUAAAAUCUUAAAGGGGACCUGCCAUAAAAAUGUAAUUUUGUGUGUUUUUUGUGUCAGAUAAGGUCCAUAUUGUGUUCGUCUUAUGUUGUAAAUGUGAAAACAAACCGUUACGUCGUUUUCAUUCUGUAAAGGUUUAAAAUCAAGGAACGAGUAAACCAGGCCAAUUGAAAAAGCCCGUCGGUGUUACGUUGCGUUGACGUUGCUCAUUAUUAUUCAUGAGCGCGUCCUCGGUGAGCCGCGCCCACUCUCUCGUUCUCGUCCUCAGUCACAGCCAGAGCGAGACCCAGCUACCGCUGUAUCCGCUAUGGGUCUCUUCCAAAUGAUCGGUGUUUCCUUCGGUUCACUGCCGGGAAAAUGAACUUAAAGCUGGACAGACAGAAUGAAUGAGAAAACACCGCUGGAGAUCUCCGGCUUCUUCCUCAACUUCCACCUCCUCUUCGGACUCGGGGUCUAAAAUAUAUGGUUUAAUACCUGCCGUUUUUAGCCUUUAGCAUAAGGUGACCAGACGUCCCCGAUUUCCGGGGACAGUCCCCGUAUUGGAUGACCUGUCCCCGGCAAAAGCUGCCCCCGAAAAUGUCCCCGAUUUAAGCGUUUCAUCAAUGAGAGCAAAAAUGUUGCGUGUGGGCUCGAACAACGGUUAUUACAGUAGCCGAAUUUAGUUAGCAGUCCUGAACAACAGUUCUUACGGGGUUAUUACAAGGGGCAUGCGCUGCUACUAAAUAGUACCGAGACUUUGUCUGUGAUCACACAGCCCCUGCAGCCCCUGCACCGCCGCCGCCGCCGCACCGAAUAUCCCCGGAUAUCAUUACAGACAUCUGGGCACCUUACUUUAGCACACAUUAGCAUAUGCUAUUAGCAUUAGCAUAAUAACUGGAUAAACCGAAAUCCGAACCUCCACUGCUGAGCCAAUCAGAGCACAGCAGGCUUCACAGCAGCGAUCCAAUCAGAGCAAAGCUCAUUACCAUAAAUGUUAAUGAGCCAAAACCAGUUGGUUUUCCUGUAAGGUUUUUUAGGCAUACUAAAACAAACCAUCAAAUAACUUUUCAGCUAAAAUUAUGUUGCAAACAUGAUCAGAGGACAUCAAGGAUUAUGAAAAAAUGAUAAAAAUGGGUAUGAAAUUUUGGUGGCAGGUCCCCUUUAAAAAAUUUAAUCUAAAUGUUCUCGUCUGUCUUGGAUCAUGAUUUCACGACUCCUUCGUCUGUCCCUCCCUCCCUCCUUGUCUCCGCCUCCUCUCUCUGCAGGUGAACUUCGCCCGUCACGUCCGCCCGGACAUGAAGACCCACCUGGAUCGCCCUCUGGUGGUCGAUCCCCACGAGAACCGGAACAACAACACCAACAAGACCACCGCGAACAAUUCAGACCUCUGCUUCAGCCAGCACCAUCCCGCCGACGAGCUCCACAGACAAACACGCCUCCACGAACACGGCGGCCAAGUCGGAGGAGGCGGCGGCGGAGGAGGCUCAGGUCCGGUCAGGCCUCCCCUCGAGCGCGGGGAGUCCUCCGAGAGCAGGCGGAGCCGCAAGAGCGAGCACCACCAUCAUUCCUCCCACGUCCGGUUGGACGCCACAGUGAUUCCUGGACCGGGCUCGGAGGAGAGGCCGUCCAGGCGCCAUCACCACACCCGGAGCGGCGCCAGAGGGGGAGGGCAGUCAGAACACAGACGGCCGAGGUCACAUCGAAAGAGCGCGGAGGAGGGGGAGGAUGGAGGGGGAGGAGCCGGGAAGACGGGGAGACAGAAGAGCAGAGGGGUGGAGGGAGGUGGAGAGGGAGGAGAGCAGGAAGGAGCUGGAGAUGGUGGUGAGAGGAGGACCAGGAGGAGCCGCCAUGGCAACCAAACAGACGGCGAGGGGAAGAGGAUGUGCUCCCACAGGAGGAAGUGAGUUCAUCACAUGACCACAGAUCAGCUGACCUUUGACCUUUAGAUGGAAACCAAAGAGUUCAAUGUUGAUGAUGUCUGAUGUUUGUUCUCCUUUCUGCCUCCUUCUCCUCUUUCUCCUCCUUCUCUUUCUCCUUCUUCUCUUCCUCCUCCUCCUCCUCCUCCUCCUCCUCCUCCUUCUCCUCUUCCUCCUCUUCCUCCCUCUUCUCCUCCUCCUCAGGGACUGCAGCGUUCCUAACCUCUCCACCACCCGUCCCAUCCAGAAGACCCUCACCCGUCAGGACAGUCAGUACAGCGAGGACAUGGACAACCUCAUGAACACCAAGCUGGUCUCUGGCUCCACCCCCCCUGGUAAGGGCCACCCUUUUCCGGCCCCCAACCACACUGUGGCCCCCUUUGGCUCCGCCCUCCAUCUGGCUAACAGCAGCACUCACGGGAGUAUGGUCACUCUGGAUAGUUACGGGAGCAUCGCCCAUCACCGUGCCAACAGCGUCAUCCGGCUGCCCCACCCCGACUACACCGCCGUCGACAUGCCGAUCUUCCCGUCUACGAACGCCAAACUGCAGGGUGAGGACUCGCCUGGACUCUGACGUCUGAAGAAAGUCCGAUCCGGUUUUGUAAAGGUGGUCCGGUCAGGUUUGAGCUGUUGGUUUGAUAAACCCUGAAUGUAAAAUAUUGUUUCUUUUUCAGUCAAUAAAAACGCGAACACGGAGCCUCUGCCAGCGAAGGAGGAUAAGGACGACGAUGAUGAUGAGAAAGGAGGAGAAGGAGGACCCAGACCCAUGCCUCCUUUCAGCUCCAUGUUCAUCCUGUCCACCACAAACCCGUAAGAGACCGAACCAGAACCACAAAAACAUCUAUGAUACAGUUCAAACUCUCGACACGCAGAUCUAACAGAAAAAAAACAAACUCUGCCGGCAGGUUUCGGCGGGCGUGUCACUACGUCUGCACGCUGCGCUACUUUGAGAUGUGCAUCCUGCUGGUCAUCGCCAUGAGCAGCAUCGCCCUCGCCGCCGAAGACCCCGUGUGGCCUGAAUCCCCUCGCAACAACGUGAGGAAAUCUACACGAUGUCUCCUCUGUGAUGAGAACUUUAAUAUCCGAAUGUUGAUAAAAACAGAAUUUGGAAAUUAGGAUUAUUGAUGAACAAAUUUAGGAGCGUCAGGACUCUGAAGUUGGAGUCACAAGUAAGUCAAGAUGUCCUUUCAACGAAGAAAUAGAAAUCAUAGAUGCUGCAUCCUCAGUUUUAAACAAUAUCUCCAGGAUUAGGAGCAACAUCUGCGUCCAUCCAGACAAAGACUUCUUCAUAUGAUCCCAAACCCCGUUCUGACAACAUCAUGGCUCUGUAGUAGAAGAGUCCUGAACUGAUGCGCUCCUGAAAUUCUGUUUUUAUCAAUUAUUUUUUAACUGUAAUUUUAUUCAUAAACUAGCAGCUAAUAUCAAAUAACGUGGAAAUAAUAAUCUCAGACGAAUUAAUGAUUAAAAUGAAGUUUUUCCAGAUGGUCACAGUCGUCGUGUUUCUCUUGCAGGUUCUUCGGUAUUUCGACUACGUGUUCACAGGAGUGUUCACGUUUGAGAUGCUGGUAAAGGUGAGACUCGGUCCAGAGGGGGGACUCAGAGGGGGGACGGACACCUUCUGUCUUUUUCAUGACCCCCCCCCCCCCACCUCCUCUUCUCUCUCUCUCUCUUUCAGAUGGUGGAUCUGGGGUUGGUCUUGCACCCGGGAUCUUAUUUCCGGGACUUGUGGAACAUCCUUGACUUUAUAGUGGUUAGUGGUGCUCUGGUGGCCUUCGCCUUCACGUAAGUCUCCCCCCUCCUCCUCCUCCUCCUGCUCCUCCUCCUCCUCCUCCUCCUCCAGCUGUCCUCCUCCUCCUCUUUCUUCCCUCCCUCCUCACUGGCACCUUGGAGUAAAACAUCUCCUGCUUCAGGCUCUCUCUGUUUCAUCUGUUUCUUAUUUCCUCUCUCCUUUCUUCUCUCUCUCCGUCCCUCAGCUUAAAGCGAUAUUCCAGCGUAAAAUGAAUUCAGGGUCAAACACUUUAUCAUUUCCUUGACGUAAUAAUCACUAAAUUAAUCAGAAUCAGAAUCACCUUUAAUGUCAUUGUACACAGUACGACGAAAUUUGAUCGCCUCUCCCUUUGGUGCAAAACAAAAGUAUUUAGAUAAAAACCAAAAAAACCCACAAAGAUAAGAAAUGUAAAAGGCAGAAAUAUAUACAGAUAUUUACAAACUAGGGCCUGACCGAUAUGGAUUUUUUGGGGCCGAUGCCAAACCAAUUAUUAGGGGGGAAAACAAUCUAAUUAUUGAUUAAUCGAACAAUUUUUUAAGGUAGUUAGUGGAUGAAGAUUGGCAUGAGGUCGCUGUAGCGCCAUCUACAGGAUAAGUCGGGGAACUUUUCAAAUGGAGGAACAUUUUUUAAGUGAAACUGAAUCUUAUUUCUGAAAAUAUUGGCGAAAAUCGGCGAGUUUUGGCCGAUUACCGAUUAGUCUCAAACAGGCUAAAAUAUAAACAGGAUAUGAUAUGAAAACCGGAUUAUUGCACAGUGAAGCCCAGUUUUAUUGCACUGUGAUCAAUAUGAUUAUCAUAUCAUAUGUUGGUUGAGGGGGAUCAACUGGAUUUGUUGUUGUUGACUGCACUGAUAGCUCCCUGAGUCUGUUGGUCCAUGUUUAUCACAGCAGACGCUGUAGUUCUUCUGUCUUAGCGUCUCGGUCUGAUUGUAUUUCCAUAAAGAAAUGAUCAUAAAUGUUCUUCUUUGAGCUGCGGCACCCCGCUGUAGUUGGUAAUGCUGGAAGAGAGUAGGUGAGUUGUGUUUAGUCUCUUUGCUAAAGAAAUGAGUCUAUAGAGUGGCGUUUUGGUUGGGGGCGUGGCUCUCUGUAUUUCUAUCCCGCGGUCGUUACUAAAGUUGGUAUAACUAGAGAAGCAAGCGGUCGACAACAUUCAUCUCUGGAGCGGGGGUCUAACUCGGUGUUUGACACUAAUUUAAUUUUACUCCAGAAUAUCCCUUUAAAAAUGGUCACUUCUCUAUAGACGAGGUUUCUUGUGUACAAACAAUACCAGGUGUGCGUGUGUAACCAUGGGGCAAAAGUCUGCUUUGGAGUGAACUGAUAUCAAUGAAGAUAUCAAUGUAAUAAAAUUUAAUUUCAUUAAAAAAUCGGUUUCUCGUUUAUUACAUCAAAAUCAGAAAAAACACUUGCUUAAACGUCCAUAAAUUUACCAGGUUGUGACGUUGUUUUGGAUGUUUCUAACAUCAGGAGCAGGGUCAGAGUGUUUGCUGAUUGUUUUUUUGCAGAUUCGUGAAGUUUAUAUCACAACAGCUCCUCGUCAUUUUCUUUCUCCGUUGACUCCAGUAAACACAUAAGAAAUGUCCCGCUUUCUGCCCCAGGGCUGCGAGCGCAUACCUGUGAUGACGUUGCACAGAAACCGUCUAUAGUCGGCCAUUUCCUCUCUCUCUCUCUCUCUCUCUCUCUCUCUCUCUCUCUCUCUCUCUCUCUCUGAAACCCUCCAUUUCUAAGCACCUCCACCAAUCCUAAAUGCUCCAAGAUGUAAAAAAAAAAAAAAAAAAAAAAGUAGUAUCCCAGCACCCCCCUCCCCCCCAGUUCCUCUCCCCCCCUGUGAGAGGUGAGGACCACCCUUCGCACCUGUAACCCUUUAGUGCCCAGGGCGUUCUAAAGUGAAAGGCCCCUGCUAAAGCCAGGCCCCCUGACCCAGGCCUGAGCUGGCAGGUGUAAAACUCCACUCCCUCCUCCACGACCGAGCAGGUACUCUGAACUCUUAAUCUGCAUGACGACUGUGAGGAUCAAACAGUGAGACCUCCGGUUUUUAACGCCGUUUAGUUUAUCAGCACUGAGCUGCUGGAGCAAAGCCUGGACUGUGAGUUCCUGGAUUUGCUGUCAUGCUUUUUGCACGGUAGAGAAGAAAUCCGAGAUGUUAUGAUCACAGCUGUUAGAGUGUGUGCUAAGUUUACCAUGAGAACUCCAGUUCUGACUCGGGUCCUCUGCAGAUGAGAUUGUGCUUAAAAAAGUCAAACCUGUUUUUUAAAAAUCAUCUUUUCAUGAGAGAGAAACGAUCCUCAGAUUCAUGUUUGCUUUUCAAACACCUUCAGAUCAAUCUCAUUGCAGAGUUUGGAUGGAUUCGUAUCCUAAAUGUUAAGAUAGUGAAUGUGAUCAUCGACGGAGGCCUGCUUUUUAGUUUGGAGAAUGUAUUAUUAUUAUUAUUAUUAUUAUUAUGAUUAAAUCACUGUUUUGUGGUUAGAUCCUCACUUUUUCUUUUUCUUCUACUCAUCUCUAAAAGCUUCAAAACAGAACGGUCCCUUAAAGGUCCCAGACAACGAAAAACACCUUUACUCAGAAACAGAUCUCCUACAAGGUGAUCUGAUGACAGGAUAGGUUUGCAUAAGCCACGCCCACUCCUGGAGUGGCCCCACCUCCUCCACGUAUGGCGUUGCAGAGUCAAGAGGUCAAAGGUUAAAGCCACAUGGUUGCAGAACAUAGAUGUCUCUACUCUGCACACACCAACCAUCUUCAGGGCUCUAUUUUCGUGCCCCGCCAGCGGCGUGGCGCGGCGUAAGUAAGGUCCGCCACGUGGAUGAGGCGUUCCCAAGCACACUUUGGUGUUUUGGUGAGCAGCGCAGCCCGGUGUUAGUAUCCCCGCUCCCUAACUCAGCUCCUCUUAGAGGCAUAAUUCAUAGAGAGGGAGGAGAGAAGGCGUGGAGUGGGUUUAACACAGCCAAGACUUGUUUUCACCAAUCAGAUCAGCUCCUCUCCUCACCUUUAGAUCCGCCGACGGCGAGGUGUAUUACAAUGUUAAUUCAGUCAGGUAUGCCGAUACGCCGCCGGUCUACUAAAAUACCACUAGACCACCAGGUUUGAAUCGGUGAGCUUUCAGCACACUUUCCAUGCUGCCGACGAGCACGAAAAUCUCACCACACCAGCUGACAUCUCCCCCUACCGCGCCACCACGCCCAGCUUGGCGGAUCUCGGUGCGCCUAAGUCCAUGAAAAUACCAAACUGGCAGUGCACUGGGCUCCGCCAGAUAAAAAUACCUCUCUACGGGGUCCGCCAUCCUCCACCACACCGCCGGCGGGCUCGAAAAUAGAGCCCCUAGAGUCAGUUAGUUAGUCCAUGCUGACCCCUCAGUCUGGACUUCUUCAGGUCCAAGAGUCCACCCAUGAUCUAGACCUGCUGUUAGACUGGAGCUGCAACACUGGGUCUGAUUCUGGAUCAGAUUUGAAGUGUACUGGUGGAGGUUCUCCUGGUGGGCUCGCCAAUCAGAGCAGCUCCUCAUUAUCUAUGCAGCCACGCCCACUCAGAUGGCUGCAUAGAUAAUGAGGUUAGAAACUGAGAGGCUGCAGUCUCUGAUGUCCCUCUCUCUCUCUCUCUCUCUCUUGGAUAUUUCGUUCUGUGGGACCUUUAAGAGUCAGAUUCGCGCUCACUGGCUCCUCUGAUGGAUUUCUCCACAAAAGAUCAGUAAUAUGGGGGUCCGGCCCCGAGUCUUGGUCCAAAAGGAUCUCCUGAUUUUUAAGAAGGGUUCUUAUUUAGUCUGUUGGACUAAAAAGUGAAAAAAAAUCAGUCAAAAUAAAAGAAAAAACAAAAACAGAGGUGUUCAGAUGAAUCUUUGGUGGAGGGUAAAAGUCACCAAGUUGGAAACAGAUGAAAUCUGUUGAAGCUCCUUCUGUAAAACCGUAGAUUGCUGUAAGGCCAGUAUGAAGAUGAGUAAUUGCCUGUUUUAUAGAGAAGAUCUAAGUUUUUGCAGGUGCUUCAGGGUCCCAGUGGAGGUGCCUCUCCUAUAAGAUUGUCUCUUUACACUCGUCUCUCUCUCUCCCCCUGAAUCAUUUCUGUGUUUUUUUUACUUCUAACUGCUCUUUAACUCCUUAUUUCUGGAUGUCUUCGUGUUUCACAUGAACAUGUUUGUUUCUCUGUGUGUGUGUUUAUAUCUGUGUGUUUCUGUCUUUAACUCUGUUCAUCUUUAUGUGUGGGUCAGACGUAUAAUAUCUGAUUUUCCUCUUCUCUCUGUCUUUGACUAUCCCCUCUGAAACUCUAAAGAUCAGUAUAAUCAGUAGAUAUUAGAUAUCAGCGGUGAGGUCAGAUCUCAGACGCAGAAAAGAAUUCGUUCGUGUUUUUAUUCGACUCUUAAAGGAAAAGAAAGUUCGUAGGAGAAAUGAUCAGGUAUCAGAGGGAGAGAAGGCUGAAGGUAUCUGGACGUGAAGAUGAACUCAGUAACAGUGAAGUGAUCUGAACCCUGAUGUGAAGUCUGAUUUAGAUGUUAGCAGACAGAGUCAGAAAAGACUCCCACACGUCCAGAUCGAGUCUUAAUUCAAUAUUUGUGAAUCCCACAGCUCUUCAGAGAUGUUUAUCUCUCCUUUAAUCUGAUCGCUCUGGUCUGGAGGUCCACUCAUGUCACUGUUCUGCUCGUUUCUGCAGACCCACAUGCUUUACGUUAAAACUGCAGGAGUUUAAGAUCUUCUGUCUUCAGGGAAACUUUUUUAUCUGUUCAGAGAGUUUAGAUUCAGACGUGUUAAUGUUCAUGUGUGUGAGAUGAGGCCUUGUCUUCUUCUUCUUCUUCUCUGUCCCAUACGGGUGUUUUCCCUCCUUCUCCGUGUCCCAUUCUGUUUCUUUCUCCCACUCUUUUGUCUUUUUGUCUCUCUCUCUCUCUCUCUCUCUCUCUCUUUCCCUCGCUGUCUCUCACCCCUUUUCUCAUAUUAUCUCCGUUUGGACCACCAACAGCGGCGGCGGGUAAAGUUCUCUCUUUUUCCUCCUCAUUUCCUCCCUCUGCACUCUCAGCGCCUGUUCUUCUGAACACACGUCUUCUUUCCUCCUCAUCCUCAUCCAUCCAUCACCACAGUCGACUUCUGUGCGUGUCGUUCAUUGUUCACCAUGGAACAGAAGAAAAACCUGAACCUCGGCUGAAGGUCUUUGAGGGAAACGCAGAAACUCAGAGGUUCAGAAGAAAAAGUGCAGUCAGUCUGAGCGCGAGAGAGAUUGUUCACACACACACAUACACACACACACACACACACACACACAGCUGCCUUCAUCGUCACACCUGAUUCGUACCAUUUCUUCUGAAAGUUCAGGACAGGAAGUUGAGUCUUUUACUUUGAAAUCUCCACUCGGCUUGUUAACGAGCAGACCUUUUUUCGCUGACGGUGUUCACCUCGACUUUGCCUUCUUCAGACACGUGCACCAACAAACCGAAAACAGGAGGUUUGGAGGUUUGGUUCAGCAUUUCAGUGGAGAAAUGCUUCUUCCUUCUGCAGGACGAGUUUCCAUGCUGUUUGAACAAUGCUGUGAAACCAGCUUUUCAAGUUUGACUUUAGAGUUUAUGGAAAUAAACUGGUGGAGUCAUCCGACGAGAGAGUUUGGCCCGUUAUCACUCAGAGAACAUAGAGGGCGCUGUUUGUGCUUCAACAUUAUAAAAGUCUGUUUGAACCUGUUAAAUUGGACUGUCACAGUAUCACAUGGAAAAAAAAUCAGUCAAAUUAGGGAGAGGCAGGUGAGACUGACUGAUCGUCCACCCCUAAUAAUGUUUAUGGGAUUUCUUUGUCCAAGUGGGGCCGUCUGAUUUAGAAAUUUAAAAUAAAGAAAUGAAAACUAUUUAUUUAUUUAAAAAAUAACACUAUUGAAAAUAAUAAUUUUAGUAAAUUACAGUGUAAUAAUGUGUUUAUAAUCAUUUUACACUGUAAUUUACUAAAAUUAUUAUUUUCAAUAGUGUUAUUUUUUCAUAAUUAUCAUAUUUAAAAACAAUAGUAUUUUAUAAUUAUAAUCAUUAUUAUUUUGAUUAUUUUUGAGUGUUUUUAUUAUAAUCAGUAUUAAUUUAUCUUCAUUAUCAGUUUUAUUUUAUUAUAUAUAUAUAUAUAUUUAGCAAUAUAAUAAUUAUUAUUAUAUUAUAAUUUUUAUUUUGUUAUUAUUAUUAUUGUUAUUAUUACUAUAAUUAUCAUUAUUACAAUCAGUUAAUAGUCAUUAUUAUUACUAUUAUUUUGUUAUAGUUAUAAUUAUGUAUAAUUAUAUAAUCAUUAUAAUAAUAUAGUUAUUAUAAUUGUUAUUUUUGUUGUUGUAAUUAUUAAUAUUUUAUUAUUAUUAUUAUUAUUAUUAAUUUAUAAUAAUGAUUUUAAUUAUUAUUGCAGAAUUACUGAUAAAUCAGAAUUGUUUUAGUAAACUAAUUGUUGUUUAUUUAGCAGGUUUUUCAGAGGUCGAUCUCCACUAAAAGGGCCCCUCCUCUAAAAACCAGCUCAGUUCUGAGUUCUGUUUAAUGUCAUGUUAAUCUGAGGCAUAAAUACAUGUUCUCAUCAGUACCGGUGUAUUGUGACAGUCCUGACUUAAAUGAAUACGACCAAUCAUUUCUCAGCUGUCUUUAAAUCAUCAGCAGGACGUUUUCCUGUCAGUCCUCACUCAGUCAGCGAGGACCAGGACUAAACUCUCUCUGUCAGUGUCUCCGUGGAGAACGGACUUCUCCAUCACACAAACUGCUGCUUCAGAUCAGAACGACUGCAGCAUGAAAAGCAAGGUUUCAAUGCAGCAUGUCUAUAUUUCACCAUGAGCUUGGCAUGUGCAAGCCAAGGCUUUAGCCGUCUACUGAUGACGAACGCAUUGAAAUACAUUGCAAAGUAAUCAAUAAGUGUAUCAAUGAGAAAGUAUACAGGCAGGAAUGACCUCAGUGAUUCCUGUAGAGUCCCACUUUACUUUAGCAUGCAGCUACAACGCUAACAACACACCUCCGAACAAAGCCCAGCUGUACAACGAUAGAAAUGCUGCAUGUGUUUCUAUGGAAACCUGACGCAGUUACUCACGAUGAGUUAACUCGGACACCAUUAAGGAAUGGCUGCUCACUGACCAAUCAGGACGCAGAGGUCUGACCCUGGUGAGUCUGUCUGAACCUGCUAACUCUGUUUACCUCUGUGUCCGUGUGUGUCCGUGUCUGUGUGUGUCUGUGUGUGUGUGUCUGUGUGUGUGCGUGCACAUGCAGAGGGAGCAGUAAGGGAAAAGACAUCAGCACUAUCAAGUCUCUGCGAGUACUGAGAGUGUUGCGACCUCUGAAGACCAUCAAACGUCUCCCAAAACUCAAGGUAGGUGAACCGAUGACCGUCGGAUCAGAACCCGAGAUGGUUUUAGAGAAAUUCUCACCUGCACUUCCCCCAAAUUUCCACUACGUCCGGAACGGCAUCUGUUUUCCCUGUCCGCCAAUGAGGCAAAUUUCGUGGCAGAUUACGGACAGCAGUAAUCACGAGAACUCAAAAAAACCUGUGUUUUAUUUUGAAAAGAAGCCGGAUGUUUUAUUUUGUGUCUGUGCCCGACUUCCUUUCCAGCACGGGUUAAUCUGUGCUGAAUUUAUCCGCCAUGCUCCGGGGUCCAGAAAAAAUAGAACUCUUGUGAUCAACUGAGGAGUCCGGUGAUCCGCAGAGGAACGGAAAGAAGUCGGUGUAAAUUGACACGUUAACUUGAAUGGUUACGAUCAGCUACGAUCGGAGGAUACGACCUUUUAGGAGACGAUCAGGAUGAAGGUGGAGAUUGGGGGUUAGACUAAUUCCUGAACUAUGUCAUCUAAAAAUUUCUCUACAAUAAUCUUCUACGUUGUCCUCCUACCCCUCCUUCUCCUCCUCCUCCUCAUCCUCCUCCUCCUCCUCAGGCUGUGUUCGACUGCGUGGUCAACUCUCUGAAGAACGUCCUCAACAUCCUGAUCGUCUACUUACUCUUCAUGUUCAUCUUCGCUGUGGUGGCCGUGCAGCUCUUCAAAGGUCGAUUCUUCUACUGCACCGAUGAGUCCAAAGAGUUUGAGCGUGACUGCAGGUUUGAGACGCUGAAUUAUUAACCCUGAAUCUGUCCUCUUUAUUGUCCUCAUCACUGUCUAAUAUGUGGAGCUACACCAGUAUUUAUCCUUCUGGACAUUUCCAUCAUACAGUGUCUGAUAAAAAUAAAGAGAGAUGUAGGAGUUAAAGGUGGAGUGGGCAGGAAUCUGUUAAAGAAGCAUCUUAUUUGUGGUGUAUAAGCAAAAAAUCUUUUAAAAUCAGUCAAUAAUUAUUAGUUAUUGAUGACCUUUGGGAAUAUAACGAUCUCUCAUUAUUAUGUGUUUUCUCAGAGGCGAGUAUCUGGUGUACGAACGUGAUAACGAAGUGAAGGCGCAGAAGCGGGAGUGGAAGAAGUACGAUUUCCACUACGACAAUGUGGCUUGGGCCCUUCUCACCCUCUUCACCGUGUCCACUGGAGAGGGGUGGCCGCAGUGAGUCCCAGUGCACGACAACACACACACACACACACACACUAACACACGCGUGUCAUGACCAGCUCUAACACUCGCCGGCCUUCCCCCUCAGGGUGCUGAAGCAUUCAGUCGAUGCGACCUAUGAGAACCAGGGUCCGAGCCCGGGAUACCGGAUGGAGAUGUCCAUCUUUUACGUGGUGUACUUCGUGGUCUUCCCCUUCUUCUUCGUCAACAUUUUCGUGGCUCUCAUCAUCAUCACCUUCCAGGAACAAGGAGACAAGAUGAUGGAGGAUUACAGUUUGGAAAAGAACGAGGUCAGACAGGAAACAGGAAGUAAGAGGGACGCGGGGAGAGACGGCGGGCAGGUCCACGAUAAAACUGUCCUCUGGUCUUUUUGCAGAGAGCCUGUAUCGACUUCGCCAUCAACGCCAGACCUCUGACUCGCCACAUGCCUCAGAACAAGCUCAGCUUCCAGUACAAGAUGUGGGAGUUUGUGGUGUCGCCGCCGUUCGAAUAUACCAUCAUGGCGAUGAUCGCGCUCAACACGGUGGUGCUGAUGAUGAAGGUACAACUCAACGCCAUCUCAUUAAUAAAAUCUGUUUUUCUAUGUUUGUGUCGAAGUUGAUACACAUCUUCACUGUCUAUGUGUGUGUGUGUGUGUGUGUGUGUGUGUGUGUGUGUGUGUGCAUGUGUGUGUGUGUGUUUAUAGUAUGACGGAGCGUCAGAUACCUAUGAAGCUGUGUUGGCCAACCUGAACAUCGUGUUUACUUCCCUCUUCUCCAUGGAGUGUGUACUCAAGAUCAUCGCCUUUGGAGCUCUGGUGAGUCUGUGUGUGUGAACCUGUGUGUAAAAGUGUGUGUGUGUGUGUGUGUGUGUGUGUGUGUGUGUGUGUGUGUGUGUGUGUGUGUGUGAAGUUUAGAGUGUACAGCCUCUAAAUAUCCCUUAAUCUUUCCGUGUUUCUUGUAUUUUUCUCUAAAAUUAACUCGUUUACAUUUUUCCUGAUCCUCGAUUCUGAUGCACAAAAUUUCAAACGCAGUUUUUCAGUUUAUUUAAGUCUAAAAAAAAAACUCCUAACUGGAUUUACUCGUGUACCAAACUCAUUUUUAAGGUAAACUGCAGGUUUAAGAGCAAACAGCUGAAGUUUUUUUUCACUCAGCUUUUCCCCCCCGAGACGUCAGGGUAAACCGACAUCAGGAGGAACACCGCCAACAACCGUAAAGAGAGAUCGAAGAUGUUAUUACCAUGUGACAUAUUAGUUAUAUAGUAGUUGUUAUUAUUAUGUUAUUACAAUGUGACAUAUUAUUUUCAUAUUACUUAUUAUGUUAUAACUUUGUUACAUAUUACUUACAUAUCACUUAUAAUUAUGUUAUCACCAUGUGACGUAUUAUUUCCAUAUAACAUGAUUAUGUUAUUACAAUGUAACAAAUAUUUACAUAUCACCUAUUAUGUUAUUACACAUGUGACAUAUUUACAUAUUACUUAUUAUGUCAUUACCAUUUGACAUAUAUUUACAUAUUACUUAUUACUAUGUUAUUACACAUGUUAUUUACAUGUUACUUAUUAUUAUGUUAUUACCAUGUUACAUAUAUUUACAAUUACUUAUUUUGUUAUUACACAUGUUUUUUACAUGUUACUUAUUAUGUUAUUACACCUGUUAUAUACAUAUUACUUAUGUAAUUACCAUAUGACAUAAAUUUGACAUAUUACUUAUUACUUUGUUAUUACAUGUUAUUUACAUGUUACUUAUUAUUAUUAUGUUAUAACCAUAUGACAUAUUACUUACAUAUUACUUAUUAUUAUGUUAUUGCCACAUGAUCACUGCAGAGCUGAAGGAGUAACAGCUGACAGUUUAGGUUGAAGGAUCUCAGGUUCAUGGAGGAGAACCAGUUCUGAGAUGGUUCCUCUAAUGAUGAACAUAUCAUCUAUAGAAAUGUUCAGCUUGGUUCUGAUGUCACAUCCUGGGUUCGGGUCAGCCCGCCUUCCUCCUUCCAUGACAGUAGAGACUUCUGGGUUGUCCUCGUCUUAGAAAGCUCUAAUUUUGAUUUAGUGACGGUUUUAGGGAGGGAGUCUGCGGGGGUUAAUGAGUGAAUGAAUGAGUGUGGUGGUGAUGAGUGUUGGGCGGGGAUUGAAGCAGUAAUUAGACUUAAAGAAAUGAUGGAUGGGCGUCAGAAAGACGAGCAGAGAUUACAGAGAGGGCGGAGAUUAAACAGGAUAGGAUUAGAUUAGGACAGAGAUGAUCGUACACACCAAUAACAGCAGAGCUCAGACUGUCAUGGCGGUUUAUUUUGAUGGCCGCCUCGCUCGCUCUGUCCCCCGUCCUCGUCUAAUGCAGAGUCUGGCCGCAGGCGACGUGUAGGGCGCCAAAGAAGAAGCAGACCUCGCCAUCAUCUCUGAUAUCCCUCUGUCCUGUUAAGAUGCUUUACUUUAGUCCACCAAGUUUGUGUGUGUGUGUCUGUGCACGUGUGUGUGUGUCUGUGCACGUGUGUGUAUGUGUGUUGGAAACAUGUUGGUCUUUUUUGUUCAGAGUUUAAGUUUCUGAUGUCCGGUGAUGGCGGCGUUCAGUGUUUGAGGCCCGCUGUGGUUUUCUGAUGCAGAGCGCGUCGUCCCUCGCCUGUCUGCUGGCCUGAAUCCAACAUGGCGUCACUGAUGGUCCAUUUGUCUUAUCUAAUUUCCUCCCUGUCCCCGUCGGACACUGACUGGAUGUUUUUUUUUCUCUGUCUGACUUUAUUCUCUCGUUUUUUUCUCUCUCUCUCUGUGUCUUCGUUCAUUUUCCCGUCCUCUUCCUCCGUCUCAUCCCUCCUUCCUGUUUCUCAGAAUUACUUUAAAGAUGCCUGGAACAUUUUUGACUGUGUGACAGUUCUGGGCAGCAUCACUGACAUCCUGGUCACUGAGCUCGGGGUAAGUCGGGGGACGUGGGGCGUUAACGUGUUUCUAACUGAGUGUGUUAGUCACGUCUGCAGAGUCAGAUCUCCUUUAACUCUGUGAGGAGAUCUUUAACACGUGUGUCUGAAAGGUUCACAGUAAAGUCACCUGUUAACGGCUCAGACGUCUAUGAGACUAGAUAACACGGCAGGUGGAACAUAGAUGCUUCAUUGUUAAAGAACGACAGUUUGGUUUUUCUGUCGAACCGUGAACAAUCACAGAAUUUCAAUAAUCACAUUUUUCAUCAUUUUAUAUUUAAAAACAGUUUAAAGUUUAUAUUAAUAAUGUAAAACAGUUAUAAGAUAAUGAAGCCGAACAAGUUAACCUAGAGAUGAGAACCAAACUGGAUGAUAGAGAAAAGUUUUUAAUGUACAGCUGAUUUAAGACACGGGUCAGAACCGACCCUGAACAUGGUGGGUGUGUAGUCAAAGUGAACACAGGAGGAAGGUUAAAGGGACUUCACUGCAGCGUGACGCACUGAAGUCCCUCCAAUCUUCACUCAUUUUCUGAUCACAGUAUUGAUGUCAGAUCUGAUCAGUGUCUGAUAAAUGUUACGCUGACUAAAACAGGCUCAUAGAGAGAAGAGUUUAUUCAGGGUUUUACGGUCUGUUUUACCUUUGAGUCACAGAAAACUGUUAAAAUCAAAAAUGUUAAUUUUCCAGAGUGCAUGAAAAAAAAAAAUCUGUGAGUGUUUUUAUCUAAAGAAGAAGGUUUGUUCACAGAAUAACAAACUGGGUCUAAAGUGAAAAUGUCUGAACUGGACUGAAAACUCACUCUGUUGUUAAAUGUUUUUGGGUUUAAUGAAGAAAAAAUAAAACUAUAAUAAGAUGUCAGAUAAAGUUUUCAGUGAUGCAUUAACCCUUUGAAUACUUCUGAUCCCGAGGAGUAGACCUGAGGUAACCACAGAGUUAAACUGUGAGUGAUGAUGACUUUAACCUGCUGUGUCUGAAAACAUGAGGGGUACCAAAGAUCCGGGUCGGUCCGGACUUUACCUCUUUUAUUCUCGGGUGUAAAGGGGUGGGUUCAGUUUGAACGGAUCUUUGGUCUCUCUGCUGUUUUAUCUGCUGCUCUGAUAACUUGUCUGUUUAAUGACUGUUCAUUUCUUUCUUGUUUUUAUCUUUUUACAUGCUUUCUUUAAAUCCUCCACAAUCUUUACGAUGAUCUACUGUAAUCUACUCCACCCCUCUCCCCCCUCUCCCCCCAUCAACUACUACUUCCUGCGAUUCUGUCCAAUCAAAAUGCACUAUGAAUCCUCUGUGUCCACCCAUGACAACCGGCUUGGUCAAUCUCUCUGGUUGUUCUUGGAACCAACCAAAAUCCAAAAAUUUGCUGCUAUAAACCAUAUGUCUGCAACAUCCACAUGUAGAUGGUUUGUAAUUUUUUGGAGAUCUUAUUUUACUGCAUCUGCAUCCCAGCUGCUGUCAGAGCUGUGAAGUCUGCAUGUUUGCUUGAACCCCCAAAAACCCCAAACCUCCUCGACCCUGAGUGAGCGCUGAGACUGUACCGUUAUUAUUAUGUUACUAUCCUCUCUGCCAGUCACUGUAAUUAUUCAUCCUUCAGUUAUGAGAACAGAAGCUGAGGUUGUAACGCGGGGAUCAGAUUCUCACACGUUUAUCCAGAAUUCAGGAUUUCACAGCCUUAAAAGUCAACUUUGAAUUUAUCGUGAUGGUGUUGGUUUGUUUUCUACGGAAGAGGAUCAGGGCCACUAGGAAAAAAAGUCCAAUACAUAUAUAUACUGUAUAUAUUUUAUUAGUCUGAGAGGAAGCAGGUCUAAUAUAUACAUAUAUACUGUAUAUAUUUAUAUAUAUUUAUAUAUAUAUACAUUUAUAUAUAUAUCCUGUAUCUAUUUUAUAAUAGGGGAAAAAGGUGAUGUAUUUAUAUUUACAUCAUUAAUGUAUAUAUUUUAUUUUUCAAAAGUUAAAUAUAUGUAUCUAUCUAUCUAUCUAUAGAUAGAUAGAUACAUAUAUAUACUAUAUAUACUAUUAAAAAUAAAACAAAUAAAACUCAAAUACAUUUAUAAAUAUAUAUAUAUAUAUAUAUAUACAUACAGUGCAUGUUCCUACACUAAAUCUCAUGCUAAAUUCAAGUUACCAACUUGAAUCAUGAAUAAUCUAGCAUACAGGAAGCCCUAGGAUUAAUGCUUUUGGGAAAUAAAAAGAAAAGGCAAAAAUUCCUCAUAAUUCAAGAUUUAUUGAUAUUUCUUUGCAGAACACUGCUUUUUUACUGGGUCAUAAGUUUACAUACACCUUUGUCUUCAGGGCUUAGUACUUCCAUUUCCAUUAAGUUUUAUAACUUCAGCAAGUCGCUUUGGAUAGCCAUCAAUGAGCUUCUCACAGUAAUCCUUUGGAAUUUUUGACCACUCUUCCUGGCAGAUUUGGUACAACUCGGUCAGAUUUGUUGGUCUUCUCUUACGGACUCGUUUCUUCAGUUCACUCCAGAUAUUCUCGAUAGGAUUUAGAUCAGGGCUUUGUGAAGGCCACUCCAGUACUUUCACCUUGUUCUGCUGAAACCAUUUUGAAACUAAUUUUGCAGUAUGUUUUGGAUCGUUAUCUUGUUGAAAGAUCCAAUGUCGACCAAGCUGCAGAGAUUUGGCUGACUUCUUGAGGUUUCCUUGCAAUAUUUUCAAGUAUUGCUCUUUUCUCAUGAUUCCAUUGAUCUUCUGGAGUUCACCAGUUCCUGAUGCUGCAAAGCAACCCCACAACAUUAGACUUCCUCCACUGUGCUUGACCGUUGGGAUGGUAUUGUUGGGACUGAAGGCUUCACCCUUUCGUCGGAAAACGUAUUGCUGGUCAUUAUGCCCAAACAGUUCAAGUUUCGUCUCAUCUGACCAGAUGACACUCUUCCAGAAGGCUUUAUCCUUACCCUGGUGCUCUUUCGCAAACUUCAGCCGAGCUUUUCUGUGUCUCUCGUUGAGUAAUGGCUUCUUUCUGGCCCGGUACCCUCUCAGCCCAUGUCGAUGGAGAACUCUCUUGACCGUGGACACUGAGACAUUUGCUCCUGAGGCAGCCAAAUCAUUGCAGAUGGCUUUCUUGGUGAUCUUGGGGUUAAUUUUCACCUUUCUGACCAAAAGCUUUUCAUCUCUGGAUGUUAAUUUUCGUUUCCUUCCAGACCGUGGCAUUACGGCUGUUCUUCCAAGGUGCUUGUAUUUGUGGACAAUUGUCUGAACAGAUGCCCUUGGUACAUCAAGCUGCCUUGAAAUGGUCCCAAGAGAUGAGCCUGACCGAUGCAAGGCAACAAUUCGCUCCCUGAUGUCAUUGCUGUAUUCUUUUGACUUUCCCAUUGCAAGUCUCAAGUCGAAAUGCAGUGUGUGUAAAGUGAAGCUCCUUUUAUACCCCAUAAUUUCUACACCUUGGCUUUUACACAACACGAAUGAACCCCAGACUAAAGGGGUGAUUCUAUUAAUUCCAUUUCACAACCUGAUUUCAACUAAUUUACUCUUAAAUAGGCCAGACAAGUGGGUGUAUGUAAACUUAUGAACCACAAGAAUCUGAGGUCAUUUGGGGAAAUCAACUAAAAAUCUAUCUGAGGUAAAAAAUUCUGACCUGCCCCAUUGGCAGAAUAAUGAAGAUACUAUUAUUGAAUAACCACAUAUAUGUCUUCAUUCAAAUUGGGUGGCAAGUUGGGUUAAAGCUGUCUUGAAUAGUUUUUGCUUUAGUGUAUGUAAACUUCUGACCUCAACUGUAUAUAUAUAUAUAUAUAUAUAUAUACUGUGUAUAUUUUAUCAUUCUGACCUAAAAAGGUAGAAUAUAGAUAAACUGUAUAAAUUAUAUUCAUAAUAAAAGUCCUUUAUAUAGAUAUUCUGUAUAUAUUUUGGUUUUCUAAGGAAAUAAAAUUCUGAAUUCUGCAGAUUUUAAAAGGAAAGUCGUGUUGUUUAGCCACCAUAAAGUGAUGUAAAAAUGAUCUUUUAGUGUCACAAUAGUGACUCUGGGGUGUUGCCAUGGCAACAGUAGCCUACAGUAUGAGGACGUUUUUAUAGGAGCUGUGUUUUUAAUAAUAAUAUAAUCAUGAUGUUUCAUAUUUAGAGGCGUUCACACAGAACACUUUCCCUUAUUUAAACGCUUUGAUUUUCUGAUUCCGAUCAAUAAACAAGGAUCUAAAAACGGAUCCAUGUGUUCAUGAUGAAGCAAAAACAAUUCCAGUUGGUUAAAACAAAAUGAGGUUUCAUAUGUGUUCUAGUUUUAAUGGUGUAAAAUGAACAAAUAAGGAAACAGAAAUACUCAGAGAAAACAAACAUCAGAAAAUCUGAAGGAUUCACUAAAAGGGAGGAAAUCCAGUUUUAUGAUUAAAAUGUCCUCAGGUAGAACCUCAGACCACCACCUCAUAUAAGCCCCCCCCCCCCCCCCCGUACUUCAGGUGUGCAGAUAUCAGUCAAUCAGUAAAUCAGUAAAUCAGUAAAUGUUGCUGUGCUGUUAAAUACGCCCCUUUUCCUUUUUUCCAUCUGUGGUCAGAGUAGUCUCGUAAGAAGCAGAGUCUCUAUCUCUGCUUUAAGAUCACAUGUUUAAACAUCAGCAGUAACUGACUGACUGACUGACUGACUGACUGACUGACUGACUGACUGACUGACUGACUGACUGACUGACUGACUGACUGACUGACUGACUGACUGACUGACUGACUGACUGACUGACUGACUGACUGACUGACUGACUGACUGACUGACUGACUGACUGACUGACUGACUGGUGGAGUGUUUCCAGUCAGAGCAGAGAGAAUCUAAAGCUUUGCCCCCCUGGCAGAGAGAACAAGUGAUGCAUGCUGCCCCUCGCAUGUCUUUGGCAGGGACCCUUUAUUUUCACACACACACACACACACACACACACACACACACACACAUAGACAACAGUGUAAUAGAUGCUGUGUUGUAGCUGAAACCUGCAUGUGCCUGCUGCCGGUCCCUCUCAGCUGCUUUCUUCAGUUCUUUCCUGCUGUUUGUGGUUGAAGGACCUUUUAUUUCCAAAUUCUCAUCAUCAAUAAUUAUUGAUCAGUAAUGAUUGAUAGUGUCUGAUCCACUCUUGUGUAGACGCCUCAACAGUCUCGUUAAAAACCGUAAAUUAAAUCUAAAUUAAACCUGAAGAACGCAGGAACGACCUUUAUGAGUCCUUCAACCACCUUCUCUCUCAAUGUUGGCCCGUGACAUCACUACAGACUGUCACAUGACCUCGGCAGCCAUUCCUAUUGGACGGUGCACCUGCUGCCAUUAGCUGUGGUGGUUUGCAUGCUCGCUCGCUCGCUGGCGUCAUGGUGAAAAUCUUUGCGCUCUUUGCCUUGAGAGAAUUAGUGCAUUUGGUUGUCCUUCUAAGGAACGGUCCUAACAUCCCUGCACUGUAACUACUCACCAUCCCUCCUCCUUCCACCGUUACUACUCUCUGUAACCUGAUUGGAUGAUGAAAUAGCUCGAUUUGGAUGAUCCCCCCCCCCCCUGUGUUGUUUGGUUUGGUUCGACAUGAGAAGCUUGUUGGAGCCUUGCUGAUUUGAGUUUGGUUUGCUUUGACAUGUUCGGCUCCUGGUUCCUUUCUUUGUCUUGAGUUUGGAUAUCCCCCUCCUCCUCCUCCUCCUCGGUUUGGUUCUGAUCCUUUUAGUUUGAUUUGCUUUUAUGAGGAAAUCCUCUGGACCCUUUGAACUACGACUAACUUCCCUUUCCCUUUACUCCAUCCUCUCUCUCUCUCUCUCUCUCUCUCCCUCUGCGUCUCUCUUUUGUUCCCUCUCUCCUCCGUUGUGUUCCGGCCGUUCUGUAGAAUAAUUUCAUCAACCUGAGUUUCCUGAGGCUGUUCAGGGCGGCUCGUCUCAUCAAGCUCCUGAGGCAGGGAGAAACCAUCCGCAUCCUGCUCUGGACCUUUGUUCAGUCCUUCAAGGUUCAGACUUCAUUACUCAGCAUCACGCACACACACCCGUCCCACAGAAAUGUGUCCGUUUUAGAGAAGACUCCUGUGUGCAGAGACACACGGAGACGAUGUGAGAGCGCUCCUUCCUAACCGUGAAUCUGUGUGUCCUCAGGCGCUGCCUUAUGUCUGCCUCCUCAUCGCCAUGCUCUUCUUCAUCUACGCCAUCAUUGGGAUGCAGGUGGGUGAGAGCGCAACCUAAAAACUGCUGAAAUAUCUUUAAUAGGAUAAUGAGGAGGAGGAGGAGGAGGAGGAGGAGGAGGAGGUGGUAAUCCUCAUCAGGAUUUGGAGCAGAACAGGAUCAGUUUUAAAGUUUUACAGCCCUGAAGGUCUCAGUGUGCGUCUGUCCUCAACAGCUGUUUGGAAACAUCGCCAUCGAGGAGGACGGCGAGAGCGCCAUCAACCAGCACAACAACUUCAGGACCUUCAUCCAGGCCGUCAUGCUCCUCUUCAGGUGUGGUUUCAGGUCCAUGAGGGUUUAUCUUCUCCGUGUACGGUUCGGAGUUUGACGACAUCUUCUGUGUGUCUGUUUUAGGAGUGCAACGGGAGAGGCGUGGCACGAGAUCAUGCUGGCGUGUCUGGGUGGGAAAGAGUGCGACGAGCUGUCGGGGAACACCGAGCCGGAGUGUGGCAGCCAGGUGGCCUACCUCUACUUCGUCUCCUUCAUCUUCUUCUGUUCGUUCCUGGUGAGGACACACACACACACACACACACACACACACACACACACACACACACACACACACACGAUAAUGUUGAUGUUUCGUUUCCUGCGAUCGUUCUCAGUCAUGUGACCUCGUGUCUCUGCAGAUGCUGAAUCUGUUCGUCGCCGUCAUCAUGGACAACUUCGAGUACCUGACCAGAGACUCGUCCAUUCUGGGACCUCACCACCUGGAUGAGUAUGUGAGGAUCUGGGCCGAGUACGAUCCUGCUGCCUGGUGAGUCUGAACGUGCACGCCCUCAAGUGCACGUAGACACACAUAUAUAACCUCAUGGCAGGUAUAGAUAUGUGAAGAAUAGAAGUGACAGAAGUUAGACACGUCUGAAUAGAAUAAAAUGGUCCUGAAGCUGAUUUUGAUUUAUUGAUUAGUUUAAUGACGACACACACACAGAGUAAAGGAAGUCUCUGCUCUUUAAUCAAUGAAGUCAUUAAUCAAUGAUGGUAUUGAUCAGUAUUUUAGUUUGUUGAGAAAAACACAAAAAUUCAAACCCUCACUCAGUCCGUUUCCAUGACACUCGAGAAAACCAAAUUAUCGCCUAAAGCUCCUUUCACACCGGAUCGUUUUUUUCCUGCGAUUAUUUCAGACGUCAAUAUUUUUUUCGAACCCGUAUCCUGUCAAUACAAGCGUUCACAUCAGCGACGUUUUCCCGUCCUGUGAUAUUGCAUAAGUUUCUCAUACUGUGUGUCCACUUCUGACCAAUCAGAUUGCGUGUUGUUGUGACGUCAGAUUGUAUAUCCAACAUGGCCGACCGGCUGAUUGUUUACGUGUCAGAGAACAGAGUGAUUUUUGAUCAAAGACACAAACAUUACAAAGAUAACGACCUGAAGGACGACUAUAGCGUCGGAUUUCUCAUCUGACGAUGGUUUGUGAGCUUUAACAGUUUGAUAAAUGUCUUUGUUUGAACUUUCAUCUGUGCUAACGUAAGCUAACGGUUGUUAUCAUAGUUUCAUGUGUUUAUCUGGUUCUGGCCCCGACUCAGUACAUGCUAUCAUGACAGACAGACAUCUCAACACUAGAGUCUGAUGAGAACUGAAGAACACUCAGUCUGCUGUCGGCUCAGUCUUCUCGCGUGUCUUUUUCCCCCGGAAAGUCGCAAAAUCGCAUCGGGCUUGAUGUGUAAAAUCAGGCGCGUCAAAAUUCGCCUCUGAAUGUUUCAUAAUGUCGCGCCGUAUAUUUGCGUCUUUCCCGGUGUGUAAGGACCUUUAGUCCGACUAUAAUCGGAGUUUGAGAACUGUGUCAGUAACAGAUCAGAGUAUAACCUCAUCAGGUUUCUGGUUAUCUCUCCCUGAAACCGUAACCCCCCCCCCCCUCCUCUGUAUAGUGUCCUCCCAGCCCCUCCCCCUCCCUCUGGAAUCUGCAUACUCCUGAAACUACGUCUACACCCCAAUAAAACUCGGUGGUCUCACCUGUAGACGGGCCCAGUUCCAUGGUAUCUGUAUUCCAGUUCUGUGUGUUCCUCUCAUGCCGUCCUGUAGACCUGUAGACCUGUAGACCUGUAGACCUGUAGACCUGUAGACCUGUAGACCACACAUGGACCACAGAGGCAGACAGGAAGGAAGAACUGAAGAACUACCAUGAUCCAAUCAAAAGACAGUCAGAAUACUGUAAUCAAAUUUAUUAAUGAUUGAUGAUUAAUUAGUGUUGAUUUAAUAAAACGCUCAAAUGUUUGUUUAUUAUUAAAUUCAAUAAAAGAAGAAAAAAAAAAUAUCAGAUGAAAAUUUUUCACUCGUUUAGAUUUGAUAAAAAGUUGUGAAAAAAAGUUAAUUAGGUUAUUUUUAGUUGAUAUAUUGUUACCCAGAAUCCCACUGGAUUUGGAACGGCUCCCCGGUUACUGUAACGGCGUCUUCUUAUCGAUCGAUCAAUAUUAACAGAUUUCUCUAAAAUGAUUGAUUCUCACCUGUUUUCUUCCUUUGUAUUAACCUGCUAUUCUAACUGCAGAUCAGACUGAAGCUGCUCAGGAAACACACACACACACACACACACACACACACACACACACACACACACACACACACAAACACACACACACACAUGUUUAAGAGGGAGGGAAUCUGCGCUCUAAAGGCUGCUAUUAAACAUGCAACUGUUUACAAGCACAGACUCUUAAUGACACACAUUAGUAGGUUGGGGGGGGGGACAGUGUGUGUGUGUGUAGGGGGGGUGGGGGUCCGUCAAACUGAAGAAUCAGGAUUAAAACCAUGACGUCUACAGAGUCUGAUUUUCACACUGAACAAAUCUGAGGAUUAUUUUCACAAACUGUGUUUUUGUCAAUCUUGUGCUCUUCCUCCCAAUGUUUUCUUCUCUUCUGUGUGUGUGUGUGUGUGUGUGCGUGUGUGUGUGUGUGUGUGUGUGUGUUUUGCUGUGUGUGUGUGUGGGUGUUUUUAACUCCCCUGUAUUCUUCUUGCAGUGGGCGCAUUCAUUAUAAGGACAUGUACAGUUUAUUACGAGUUAUCGACCCGCCUCUCGGCUUAGGCAAGAAAUGCCCUCAUAGGGUGGCCUGCAAGGUUUGACUCCCACUCAAACUGACUCUCUCUCUCUCUCUCUCUCUCCACCACACUUGCUAGCCUCAGCAUUCGGGAAUGGAAUGAAUGCCGCUUUGUUUUAAUUUUUCUUUUUAAAUCUUUUUCAUUUCGGUUUUUUCGACCAUUUUCGACCUGCAUUCUGACGUGCUGAGAGAAUGUGCGGGACAAUGCAGACACCCAGAGACGCAUGUGAACAAAAACACAACAGCUCGCUCAGUGAAAUGGAGAAAAUCCACACUGAGACGUUUGAACACAUUCUUAGAUCGAUCUUUUCUUUUCUUUGGUUUUGUUUUUUUUUGACUAGUCUUUUCUUUUGCUUGCUGUGGAGCCCUGGCUAAGACGCAGCAGCAGCAGCAGCAGCAGCAGCAGCAGCGGCUCCCGUUGCCACCUGUAGUGUUGCAUUGUUCUUGGUUUUUGGGGGUUGGGGGAAAGACAGAAACUGCAUUGACUCCCCUUCCUCCGCCUCCCCUCCCUGCCGGUAAAGCUCCGCCCCGCUUUACCCCGCAGACACACACACACACACGCACCUUCACUCACACCUGGAUAACCUGAGAUUUGUCCGCUCUUCCUCCUGAUGUGCCCCCUCCCUCUCGGCCUCGGUCUCCCAGGAUCAGCCCAAUAACCGUGUCUGUCUGUCUCCUCCUCUGUUUUCUCCCCUCCCUUCCUCCCUCUAAACGUCUCCAUCUUCUCCCUCUCUUCUGCUCUUGUUCACGGGUUGAUGGCUCUGGAUGAUGAUGAUGAUGGUGAUGAUGAUGAUGGUUGCAGUGGCAGGAUCAGUUGCAGGGAAAUGUAUGACAUGCUGAGGCACAUGUGUCCUCCACUAGGCCUGGGGAAGAGGUGUCCAGCUCGGGUGGCCUACAAGGUCAGAAAGGACCCCAUCCUCACCUGAGUCUCCUCCAGGUGUUGGGGAGGGAGGGAGGGAGGGAGGGAGGGAGGUGUUGGGGUUGAAGCGCUGACCGUGGUGUAAACUUUAGUGUUGUGGUUUCUUUGGUUCUGUUUCCUUUUCUUCUUCUUCUUCGUGGACAGUGGGGGCGGCUCGUCGGUGUUGUGGGGUUGUGUGGUGGUGUGCGAUUGGUGGGUGGAGCUAGAGAGGAACUCAGGGUUUAGGGCGAAGCGGGAUGUGUAUCCACAGGAGGGGACGAAGGAGGGACCUUCUCAGCUCGACUGCACCGCAUCCCGCUGACCAACAAACACUCAGAGCAGCGACGUUCUCAAAGAUAGACCUGUUUGUGAUAGACUCUCAUGCACACACACACACACACACUCACACACACACUUGUGCACAGAGACGUGCGUGUGCAGCAGGGCUUGGAAGGUCCGGCAGACUUGUGUCCUCCGGCUCGUCCCGUCCUGUGGAUCCGGCGGACACACGAACACACGCAGAUGAACCAGGUCACAGACCGGGUCAGUCCGGUUCAUGGAGGGUUGGUGUCAGUGGGGUCUCCUCCUCCUCCUCCUCCUCCUCAGACAGUCUUUGGUUGUCAUAGAAACGCAGCUCCUUUUCUGUUACCCCCUCAUGAAGCAGCUCUGAGCCCCCCAGCAGCAAACUGUCCCACCUGCAAGUCCCACCCUCUCUUUGUCCUUUGGUUCUGUCGUCAAUGCAGUUCGAUUCUGUUUCCAGCCCCCCCUCAUUCUGCAUACUGCCCCCCCCACAUACAUACACACCCCCCCCCCAUCACCACCUGCUCUCUGCAUGGCCGAGAACCACCUACACCCUGUCUGUCACAUGACCGGCACAGACGUGAUUGAAUCAAACGUAGAGAGAUAACAACACCUCCACCUGACAGCAUCCUCAAACAUCAUUGGCCGAUCACUGUGAGCCUCAGGGGACAGCCGGCCACUCAGCCUGUAGGCGCAGGAGAUCACCCCAUCGCUGACCACCGCUUCACCCAAACCCUCCCCCUCCCCUCCCACAGCAGACCUGGGUCAAACACAGAUGACUUCUCAUUGGUUCUCCUUCUCUAAAUCAAACUAGAGAGUCGCUCAAACUGAACCUGAGACACAGGUGUCGUAGCCUGGUGAGCCUCCGUCAUUCACUUCUCCUCAACGACAUGAACUUCUGGAAGAGGGUCUCAUCUCUGGGUUAAAGGUGGGGUAGUCAGGACCUCCUCUGCUCCAUCAAGCCCCGCCCACAAACAGACGCUCCUGCUCGCUCGUAUCGUUCCAAUUAAAUUCCGAUAUAAUGCAGAUAAAUACUUCAGAUCAUUACAAAUGGGGCCCAGUCAAGGUGAAAGUCAAAAGCAUUGGUGCUACUGUAGAUGCCAACAGACUACCAGCAAACACAAUGUUUGCAGGACUUCUACAACGAGGAUAAAGUGACAUAGUCCAGGACCCGAGGGAGGACAGUUUAGCGAUGGCGCUACAACACGCUACAGCAGGUCCGUUUGACAAGAAACACUUCUGUUACAGACACUUGUCUUACUUUGUUAAAGCGGUUUACCUGUCCAGCAGAAAGGUUACAGGGUCACCAAGAUCCCCAAGCGUCCCCCAUGGUUUAUGUUGACCCGGCUUUUUAGCUCUUGUCCGGUCUACCUCCGUUUUAAGCGCCCGUUAUUCCUCCAGAGUCUCCGGUAUUUACUUUGUUUUCUUGUUUGUGUCGGCAGUCGUGGCCAAAGGAGGAUUCAGACAAUUUUACGAACUUUCUGGUUGGUUUCUACUGUCCGAUAUUGUAGCACGCUAACUAGGCCUGUCACGAUAACAAAUUUUGCUGGACGAUAAUUGUGCUACAAAUUAUCGCCGAUAAACGAUAUUAUUGACACCGUUUUUUAAAUUAUAGAUAAUGAUAUGAAAUGGCAUAAUAAUGCGAGUACACCAUGUCAAAAGUGAUAAACUUUAAUUUCACCCACGACGAAGACGUAACGUUGACGAGCUAAACAUAAGUCGGAGAUGACUAAAAUGUGACGAGACGAAAGUGCGUUUACGUUGAUGUGGACGAGACGAAAAUGAUGAACAGAGUUGCAAAACUCAGUCAGUUAAACGCUAAACAUACAGGAGCAGCUUCAGUCCGCUCUGACAGCUCUCAUCAGCCUGCUGUGCUCCUCCAACACACAGACACACGCACGCGCGCGCACACACACGUGGAGUUUUGUGGUUGACGAAAACAAAACUGGUUUAAAGCCGAAAUAUUCCCACACUUGGGCUGUUGCGUUCGGUUUAGACACCAAAGCUGUCGUGUUCAUUCUGUUAGCUUGCUUUUCACUCACGACGCGCACUUGUAGCACUGUAUCCAAAAGUCUGUGUCUGUGUGCCUGUGCGCGCCUACGUGUACCUGCGCGCGCGCCCCCUUGUAACAAAGAUACUGAAUGACUGACAGGAGGGUUCACUAACUCCGUUCAUUCCGCUAUACAGCCAACGCCCCCAGGUGCCGAGAAAAUGCGCAGAGUGAGACCUCUUCUCUCAUCCAGCGUGUUUGGUAGCAGAGAGGAGGAAAACAAACGCACGUCAAUGAUCGAGGCUGGCAAAAUGACCGACCUCGUUUUUAUUUAUCGAGCGAUAAGGCGAUUUAUUGAUUAUCGCGACAGGCCUAACGCUAACUUUGUUUGGGCUCCUGAACGACACGGGGGAGCAGCGUCUGCCUCACAACCAAUCAGGAUGUAGAAGGUGUAGAAUGGCUUUGUUUAGCCCUAAUUUCCACCUUCAUCCUGAUCAUCUCCUAAAAGGUCGUAUCCUCCGAUCGUAGCUGAUCGUAACCAUUCAAGUUAACUUGUCAAUUUCUUUCCGUUCCUCUGCGGAUCGCCGGACUCCUCAGCUGAUCACAAGAGUUCUAUUUUUUCUGGACGCCAGAGCAUGGCGGAUAAAUUCAGCACAGAUUAACCCGUGCUGGAAAGGAAGUGAUUUUUUAACAGAUUCCUGUCUUCCCCACCUUUAAAAGAGCGCCCUGAAAACACGGUGACCAUUUUUCACAUCCCUCAAAAAAAAACAUGGAGGUGAAGAAACGCCAACAGACGGCGGGCUCAGAGGGUCCAGGUGAUCAGUCCGCCCCUGUUUGGACUCAUGGAGGUAAAUUUUAGAUCAUGUAAACCGGACCCUCAGUCCUUCAGAGUCAGACUAAUCUUGUGUUUUGACCCAGGUUUAGUUUUCUGCUGUCUCCCUCUCAGAGAAUCAUGUUUUUAUUUGACCUCUCACACCUGCUCCUGACACCAUGCUCACCUGUAGACCCUCAAGUCCUCCUCCCUGACCGCAGAGGUCUCCUCUCAGUCCUCCUUAGUCGUUCCUGGAUCAGGAAGUUCCCAUUUCUCCUCCUCCUCCUUCCUCCACUUUCCCUCAUCAUCCUGCCAAUGAGGUGAAUCCAAACCUGACUUUUGACCUUCCAACCUGUCCACAGAACAAUGUCCCAUAAUGCUCCACUGCUUUGACCCUCUGAUCUUCUCUGUCCUGAGGAGAGACAGCAGAGUCUUUCUUACAGACACAGCCAGCUGAGCGUGGUGAUGUUUCCUCUUUUUCUUUCUCCAUUUUUGGACCUUUCUUUUCUUUUUCUCUCUCCAUCACUUCUUCACCUCUCUGCUUCAGGCUUUAUUAUCUUCCCUCACAUGUCCAACUUUAUGUCCUCUGCUGAUUUUCACCUAAACGACUUUUUCCACGGAGGCUCUUUUUCUUUGUUUUUUUCUUCUUUUUCACAGAACGCUGCUCUCUCUCACCUAUUAACCCUCCAAGUCUGUGCCCAUUUCCACACAUUAGAGACUCAGCCGUAAAAAGAGAGAGAGUGUUUCGUUCGCUCCAGCUUAGUCCCAUCCUUCACUAAUUUUCUACGACAGCUAAAACGACUCACAAACUCAUUCCAGUGUCAGCGCCAACAGAGGAUGCUCUCUGUGUACGGCUGCGCAGCUGCUUGUCCUGUGAGGCAUAUUGCGUGUGCAUUGCAUGCUGCAUGGGGGUGAGAUGUGCAUCGAGGGUCUGGGGUGUUUGAAGAAGGGGUCUAAGGAGGCAUGAAAAGCUGCAUGACCGGGUUGUCGCCGUAUCCUGUCACCGAACACACACCAACUUCACUCUGUGAGUUGGUGUGUGUGUCUCUGUCUAUUUCUAUGAGGAACCAACAAGGACCUGAAAGGAUGAAACCAAUAAACCAAACUGGACCCCUGCCUCCUUUCCUCAGACUGGUCCUGUACUGGUUUUGGCUUUAUUGGUUUGUCAUCUGGUCUUUGUGGUUUUCACUGUGAACCUCCAAACCCCCAGGGGGAGCUCUGCACGGUAGUCGUGACGACGUUUCCUCAUCAGAGAGCUCAGGAUUGUGAGUUUAAACAACCUGUGAGAUCAGAAAACACGAAGGUUAGGACAUCAGUUAAAGGGAUUUAGGGUCAAACACACCGUAACACCGAGUUAGACCACCCCUCCAGAGAUGAAUGUUGCCGACCGCUUGCUUCUCUAGUUAUACCAACUUUAGUAACGACAAAGCUCAACCAAAACGCCACUCUAUAGCCACAAAUAAUGCUCAGAACAGCACCUAACUUCAUCAACAGGACAUAUAGGGUCACAGACAUAGUACUAUAUUCAGAGUUGUUCUAACUCCUAAGAAAAACAAACUUAAGCGGGGGUGUUUCUCCUCUUCUGUAGUCUAUAAGCUGGGCCAAUAAACUUCUACUGUAGUAAAAUGAAAAGGUAAAGGUGUUUUUAUUGAGCCGAAUUAUCAAUAAAAUCAUGAGUUUGUUAACAGGUAUAGAUAUAUGUGCUGUUGAGUUAAUAUAUUUAAACAAGAGCACAGUAAAGUUAAAUCAGCUAAUUUUCCAAUGAGAUUCUGUUACUAAACGGAACUACACCAUGAUCUACUGAGGUUAGUACAUAUAGGGUCACAGACAUAGUACUAGACACCAAACAUCUUUUUAACUUUGACUCAUUUCUUUAGCAAAGAGACUAAACACAACUCACCUACUCUCUUCCAGCAGACGCUUGUUUGUAGCGAGACCUCAGGCCAGUCCAUUAUGGACUACAGCGGGGUGCCGCAGCUCAAGGAAGAACAUUUUGGUUUGUUUAUGGCUCCUCAGACCGCUGUGUAUUACUAUCCUGCGGUCGUUACUAAAGUUGGUAUAACUAGAGAAGCAAGUGGUCGACAACAUUCAUCUCUGGAGGGGGGGUCUAACUCGGUGUUACGGUGGGUUUGACCCUAAAUUAAAUUUAUGUCAGAAUAUCCCUUUAAGGUUAUAACUUUGAUAUUUACUCAUAUCUUAAAGUCUCACAGGUUUCAUUGUUCAGAUCUGAGUCCUGAAUCUGUUUUUAUAGAUAUUCCUGGAAAAUUUGACACUUUAAGUUUGACCUCUGACCCCGCUGUGCAAAGCUCCCCCCACCUCCCUUACCCUUACCCCCCUCCCCCUGCCCCUCCCCCUUGACUCCCUCUCCACCUGGAGGUUCCACAUGCGUCACACCUACUUCCUGUUGUCCUCACUCUCCACACUGAUUGGCUCCUCCGCAGAGACUCCUCCGCAUGGAUCUCCCCGUCGCCGACGACAACACUGUCCACUUCAACUCCACCCUCAUGGCCCUGAUCCGCACGGCCCUGGACAUCAAGAUCGCCAAGGGCGCUGAAGGUUUGGACCUCCUCCUUUUACCUCUUUGUUCUGACUUUCAGCUGCUCGGUCCUCCAGGAGGUCCUCAGAGCUGGAGCUUCUCUGCUCCUCCUGAUGCUCCUCCUUUAAAAGCUGAAGGUCCAGAUCUUCUCUUUGGUCGUUUUAGUGACGAUGAUGAUGAUGAUGAACUCUCUAACGGGUUUGUGUGUCUCUGUCUCCAUGUUUGUGUGUCCUCUUAUAUCUUUAUACCGAUCUGAAUGUGUGUGUGUGUGAUUUAACUUCUUCAUCUGCCUUUGUGUCUAAAUGUAAACGUGCACGUACUCUUGGAUGUGUGUGUGUGUGUGCGUGCGUGCUCCUCGGUUCCUCUCAGGUGGGGUCGAUAAACACCAGAUGGACGCGGAGCUGAGGAAGGAGAUGAUGGCGAUCUGGCCCAACCUGUCCCAGAAGACUCUGGAUUUGCUGGUGACCCCGCACAAGUGUAAGUUGCAGAGUGUGGGUGAAGGCGCGGCAUUGCGGCCUUUGGAUGCAGCCGCCCGGCGCCGCCCAGCGCUCCAACGACGUUUCUCUUCACGCCACCCGAGGACCGCUUUUCUCAGCCAGUCCCUGUCACUGCUGCACCCUCUGAUACAGUGGGCACAUCCCCCCCACACUAACACACCCACAUCCACGUACUCACGACGAAACACCACACAUCUACAACAACAGGACGAACGCAGACCUGUGAUCGAAGUCUGAGUGAGCAGCUUUUAACGGACUCCAGGAGGUCUGCCCUGAAAUAUUCAGGAUCGAGAUAUUCCGACGUAUUUACAGAAAACGUAGAAACACCAUCAGUCGAGAAAGUCCGGUCCUGCUCCUCCAGCCGUGUUAUAAAUGGUCCACGCAUCAAACUGAUUCCAACAACAUUUAAUCUGCUCAGAAGAUAGAAGUGGUAGGGCCCGACCGAUUUAUCGGCAAGCUGAUUAAAUCGGCCAAUUGUAGUCCGUUUGAGACUAAUCGGUAAUCGGCCAAAACUCGCAGAUUUUCACCGAUAUUUUCAGAAAUAAUGCGGAGAAUAAGAUUCAGUUUCACUUUGAAAAUGUUCUGCCAUUUAAAAAAUACCUCACAGCACAGUGGAGUGACGGAUCUGAAGCAGGCAGGAAACGUUAAUGUUGGUCCGUAUGAACCCGAGAUGUGGCGACUCGGUUGUUCAUACGCAGUGUUGUUUUCGUCAGGCAGGACGAAAACUUAAAUGACGACGUCAGACCCCUUUUUUCCUUGACGAAAAUGAGACUAAGACGAACGUCACCAAAGCUCUGUAAAGACUAAAAUGUGACGAAAAUUAUAUUCAUUUUCAUCAGACGAGAACGAGACGAGACUAAAUUGUUAUUAGGUGGACGAACAAAGUUUCAAAACAUGCUUUUUUUUGGUCCUAACAGUCACGCCCCCAUCACACACGCACCAAAAGCCUCGCUCGCGCACAGCUGCGCGCACACACUCAUACACAUACACAGAGCGGCAGGUGGACGAGGCGCACACACACACACACCGUGGCGGCAGGCACAGCAGCGGUACCCGGUGGCCGAAAAAAGAGGGAUGGUUUAUGGUCCUACUUCAGAUACAGUCCAAGUGACAAUUAAACACAAUGUCUUGUACGGGGACGGGGAGACGAGACAGGCGACAGUUGUGGAGCCACAGCUUCCUCAUGCUGCGGCUUCAAACUGUCGGGAAAGAACACCAUGAACUUCAAAAGGCACCUUUUCGUCGACUAAAACUAGACGAAAACUAUCAAGGAUAGAAAUGACUAAAAUGGGACUAAAACGAAGAAGCAUUUCGUCAAAAUGACUAAGACUAAAACUAAAUCUAAAAUGCCUGCCAAAAACAACACUGUUCAUACGGACGAGAACACAUCAGUCAGAGUCCGGAGUCCAAUCAGAGUCAGCGUAGAGAGGAGGACGAACAAACAUGUUUACAUGAGACCAGCUGAUGUGUGAGCAGGGCAUCACUUCACACACACACACUAACACACUAACACACUAACACACUAACACACACUCUCUGCCAUGUCUGUCCGUCACUGAAACAGCACUCAGUCACCCCACCCACCUGUCCCAGACCCCCACCUGUGCUCACCUGUGUGUGCCUGACAUCAGAGGGUGCCUCACUAUAGAUCUUCUCUCUAUAGACGUCUUUUCACUCCAGCGGAGGUCAGCGGUGUGCAGCUGCUGGCUGACUGUUUGAUCUAGAAGUCACGGUUCUGACACUGAGACCACAUGCACGUGUGCUAACGCGCUGGUUGCAUCAUGCAGUGUUUGCUUAAUUCUUCGACGUGCAUGUGAUUUAAAAAAAUAACAACAACAAAAAAAAUAAUGUCAUGAAUAGUUUAGUGUAAGUUUCUCCUCAACCUUUGCACUUGUAUGAACUUUGUUUUAUUUUGAAAGGACUUUAAUUUAAACUUCCUGUUCAUUCAUGGAGUCACAUGAAUGCAGAUGUUUCUUUAUCAGGAUGAGUCUUAAAAAUAUAACGUUUAUUUGGAGUAAGUUUCAGUUUAACAGAUCUGUUUGUGAAAAGACUAAAUGCUCAAUGUUCAUGUGCGCCUGUGAGUGUGUGUCUGUGUGUCUGUGUGUGUGUGUGAGUGUGUGUGUGUCUCACCCCUUUCUACCAUUCCUCGCGCUCAGGGUCCAUACCUAAGGGUCUAAUCUUGCAGGGUAACUUGUCAUUCUCUCAGCAGCGACAGACCUGACAGUGGGGAAAAUCUACGCCGCCAUGAUGAUCAUGGAGUACUACCGGCAGAGCAAAAUCAAGCGCUCCCAGGCCCUCCGCGACGAGCAGGUACUGCAGCCUCACAGAGAACAAACACUCUGCUGCUUCUUUUGCAUCCGACCCUGUAAAGUUGAAGGCAGACUGACGCACUGGAAUCCAGGCUGCCUGCCGGGCUGUAAUCCCAUCCAUAUAAUCCAGGGCUGUGACAACCCUAGUCCACAUCCAGGACUCUCCAUUCGCUCAGGGAGGAAACGCUCCUCUCCUCUCUGACACCAUGGCCAGUGCUGCCAUCUGCUGGCAGAAAAGAGUAGUUUUUCCUUUAGUACUGGACUCUGCAGAAUGAAGAGAGAAAACAUGCCCACAUAAUCCCAGAGGGACGGGAAACUCUUCAUAAAUCUGAGAGAGCUCAUUAGUUCUCAGAGUCUGCAGGGUCCGGUCUUCACAGGCUGACAGUGUUGUCACAGCCCCCCCUCCCUGAGGAGAGGAGAUCUCAUGACGGCUCCUCCUCCUCCUCCUCCUCCUGAGCUUGACUCUCCCCCGUCUAGACCGACUCCUCACUCCCCAUCACCUGCUUGUAUCCUGGGACGGGUAGAUUUCCACGAUGGGGUUUGACUCCACGAUACAAACAGGGCGGAGUCUGAGGUCUCCUGUCUUCACAGCGAACUGUGGUCUCAUAUCAGACCUGAUGUUCACGGUCACUAACAGGUUAACAGGAUUUUGAGUAAAGUAAGAAGGAAAAGACAACGAAAGAUUAUUCAGAAUAAACAAAAUAAAACAACAAAAACUUACUUCAGAAACGUCUCUGGAGACAUCGACGUACAACAAUGAACCGACCAAGAAACAGGGGAAGACAAGGACUUUAUAUAAACACAGGGAAACAAGCAACGAGAGGCAGGAGAGACAAAGACACAGGUGAGGACGAUUACAGAGGAGGGAAAACUGAGGAAGUAAAACAAGACGAGAAACAGAGGAAAUAAACAUCCAACGUUGAAGGUGGAGCUAGACUCACAGUCCUGAAGUAAAUAGUCUUAAAAUUAAACAAUCAAAGAAAGUAAAUUAAAAAAGAGGUAAUAAAACACAAAAUAGUAACUCUAGGACUAAAAUAGCGUAAAAUCACAUAAUGCAAAUUAAAAGUGUUCCGUAUGUUUCGCACUAUAAGGAGCUCUUAAAAUCCUUUUGGCUUGUCGGAGAACUGCAGCUACUGUAACCUCACAGAGUUACUGAAUGAGUGAAAUAAAGUUUGACUUAUCUGACUGUUUUGUUUGGAUUAAUGCGCUUUAUAAUCCGGCGCGCCUUUUAGUGCGAAAAAUACAGUAAAACAAAAUUUACCUUAAAGCCAGACUAAAAAGGUCUUUAGUUUACUUUAAAAAUAUGAACAGUAGGUGGCGCUCUCAGGCUGUUCCACAGACGGGGACUGUAAUGUUGGAAUGAUGAUUCACCGAGUGUUUUAGUUUUACUUUGGGAAAAAUUUAAAGACCUGAAGACCUGAGAGCUCUACUAGGUUCAUGUGGUAAAUCAAACAAAAAAGAAGGACCAUGAGGAGCUUUAAAAACUAACAAAAGAACCUUCAAAUCUACUCAAACAGACACAGAUAACAAUGUAGAGAUUUUAAAUUAUUAGUUAUUUCAUAAUGAAUGUUAGAUCAGCUGAUAUCUGCAGGAGUCUCUCCUCAGAUCAAACGGACCAUCAAGAAGUCUUCAGAUGUCCCUCUAUAGUCUCUGAUCCUUGUGACUGAAACUGGGAUUGAACCAGUUCAGAUCUCAGCAGGAUGACCAGUCUGAUCUGGUCCGGCUGAAAGCUCAGAGUUUACCGACUAAACUGGACCGAACCAGCGAUGUCUCUGUGGAGAUGAUCUGUAGUGGUGAAGGUUCCUCCUCCUCUGGUUUUAGGAUCUGAGAUGUUCUCAGGGUAGAAAAACACUGAGGUUUGUUUCCUUUAAUCCACCUCACCGUUCUGACCGCGGACCGCAGAGUUCGGAGCGCCGGAGGACGCCGCAGAGGUCCGUUUUUAGUUCUGAUGACUGACAAUGUGAUGAGAAUGGUUGCAGCAUUUGUCCCAUCAUGCAUUUCACCUGCUAUGUUCCCCCUCUGCAGGAUGGUUGCAGUCUUUAUCGUCCAUGAUGACCUUCCCUCCUUUGGGCGGGUCCUUCAUAAACCCCGCCCCUCUAGAUUCAGAUCCAGCUCUUCUGGAAACACGAAAACCUAAAUUGUUCUAAUCAGUCUUUACGGUUCGAGACCUGGACCUGGACACUUCGGAGGGUUUCCAGGUCCCAGUCCCCCCAUCUCAUUCUCUUACUGCCGGGUAUCCGUUUUGCUCUUAAGCCCCUCCCUCAUUCCUUCCUCCGUCACUUCCUCCUCCUCCUCUGCCUCGCUCUGCUUCAGCCACAUGUCCUCUCUUCCUGCUCUGCUCCUUCUCCCUCCAUUUCCCUGUCAGUCUGCCUGAUAGCUGGCGACGGCCAUAUUGUAUAUCUCACACAGAAUCGAACGCCAUCAUUGUUUCAGCGCGUGGAGCCACCUUCCCCCGCCCAGGACGGGGGGCCGGGUCUGAACAACGCUCUUCCUCCACCUCAGACCACGGAGACGGCCAACAGCCUGUGAGUGUGACGCCGGCACGCUUUACUUUACAGGACAUGGAGGCAGAGCACGUAAAGAAGUUUGUGUGUGUGUGUGUGUGUGUGCGUGUGUGUGUGUGUGUGUGUGUGUGUGUCACAGGCCGGUAGGAGGCGGGAUCCCAGAGAGCCAAUCAUGGGUGACGGCUCGUGCUCAGGAGAUGUCCCAGAGGGUGGGCAGCUGGAGUCCUGAGGGCCACCCUGAGGACGGUCUGGGAAGCAUGAGCAACUCUCAGGUAGAAAGCUCAGAGUAACACACACUCAGGACAUCACACACACACACACACACACACACACACACACACACACACACACACACACCUCCUCACAGAUGAACCACAUGACGUUUGUGUGAUCCAGUUUUCAAACCCUCGAUCCAUUCAGCAUUUGUCCUGACCGUCAUGUCAUUACUGCCAAACCAGACAAACAGAGCGAGUCUCAUCUCCAUGGUAACCAGGGUCCACAACCUGGAGUCCGGGUCUGCUGUGAUCAGAGUGAGGAUAAUGUGAGGUACACCUACAGGACUAUCAUGAAGGUUAAAGACAGAAAUUUAUGAAAUGAACAACUUCAAUCUCACACGAGUUAAAUUUAUUAACAUUUAAAGAACUAAAGUUAAAGGUGGGGUCGUCAGGAUCUGAGGAAGGUCCAAUGUUUGCAGGACUUCUACAACGAGGAUAAAGUGACAUAGUCCAGGACCCGAGGGAGGACAGUUUAGCGAUGGCGCUACAACACGCUACAGCAGGUCCGUUUGACAAGAAACACUUCUGUUACAGACACUUGUCUUACUUUGUUAAAGCGGUUUACCUGUCCAGCAGAAAGGUUACAGGGUCACCAAGAUCCCCAAGCGUCCCCCAUCGUUUAUGUUGACCCGGCUUUUUAGCUCUUGUCCGGUCUACCUCCGUUUUAAGCGCCCGUUAUUCCUCCAGAGUCUCCGGUAUUUACUUUGUUUUCUUGCUUGUGUCGGCAGUCGUGGCCAAAGGAGGAUUCAGACAAUUUUCCGAACUUUCUGGUUGGUUUCUACUGUCCGAUAUUGUAGCACGCUAACUUUGUUUGGGCUCCUGAACGACACGGGGGAGCAGCGUCUAUUAAUAACUAUUGACUGAUAUUCAAAGAUUUUUUUAUUUACACCACAAAUAUAAAGAUGCUUCUUAACCAGAAUCCUGUCUACCCCACCCUUAAGUCUCAGAUUAAAAUGUUUAUAAAACAGGAUCUGAUGGUUUCGAAAAUCCUUUUAAGUCUAUAUUAAAGUCUAUAUUGAAGUCUAUAUUAAAGUCUAUAUUGAAGUCUAUAUUAAAGUCUAUAUUGAAGUCUAUAUUAACGUCUAUAUUGAAGUCUAUAUUAAAGUCUAUAUUGAAGUCUAUAUUAACGUCUAUAUUGAAGUCUAUAUUAAAGUCUAUAUUACAGUCUAUAUUAACGUCUAUAUUAAAGUCUAUAUUAAAGUCUAUAUUACAGUUUAUAUUAACGUCUAUAUUAAAGUCUAUAUUACAGUCUAUAUUAUAGUCUAUAUUAAAGUCUAUAUUGAAGUCUAUAUUAAAGUCUAUAUUACAGUCUAUAUUAACGUCUAUAUUGAAGUCUAUAUUAAAGUCUAUAUUACAGUCUAUAUUAAAGUCUAUAUUACAGUCUAUAUUAACGUCUAUAUUAAAGUCUAUAUUAACGUCAAUAUUAAAGUCUAUAUUAAAGUCUAUAUUACAGUCUAUAUUAACGUCUAUAUUACAGUCUAUAUUAACGUCUAUAUUAAAGUCUAUAUUAACGUCUAUAUUACAGUCUAUAUUAAAGUCUAUAUUAAAGUCUAUAUUAACGUCUAUAUUAAAGUCUAUAUUACAGUCUAUAUUAAAGUCUAUAUUAACGUCUAUAUUAAAGUCUAUAUUAAAGUCUAUAUUACAGUCUAUAUUAACGUCUAUAUUAAAGUCUAUAUUACAGUCUAUAUUAAAGUCUAUAUUACAGUCUAUAUUAAAGUCUAUAUUAAAGUCUAUAUUAACGUCUAUAUUAAAGUCUAUAUUACAGUCUAUAUUAAAGUCUAUAUUAACGUAUAUAUUACAGUCUAUAUUAACGUCUAUAUUAAAGUCUAUAUUACAGUCUAUAUUAAAGUCUAUAUUAACGUCUAUAUUAAAGUCUAUAUUACAGUCUAUAUUAAAGUCUAUAUUACAGUCUAUAUUAACGUCUAUAUUAAAGUCUAUAUUACAGUCUAUAUUAACGUCUAUAUUAAAGUCUAUAUUACAGUCUAUAUUAACGUCUAUAUUAAAGUCUAUAUUACAGUCUAUAUUAAAGUCUAUAUUACAGUCUAUAUUAACGUCUAUAUUGAAGUCUAUAUUAACGUCUAUAUUAAAGUCUAUAUUGAACUCAAAGACACCAAUCCCAACAUGAACCCUGAAUAUCAGUCUGUUUCACCACACAGAGGGUCAGAGGUCACACUGUCUCAUCCUGACUGAUUUGUUUGGUGUGUCUUCUUCCGUCAUCUCAGAGGAAACUUUUCCUUUGACUAGCGUCAUCUCCUGUCUCCUUACAUGAUUUUUGAUCCUGAAGUUUUUUCCUUUCCUUUCUUUUCCACGAUUCCUUCGGAGUCUCUCUCUGUCUUCAGGGUGGUUCAUGUCUCUGUCUUCAUAUUAAACCUCUCUGCUUGUAGACCUCCUGGAGGGCCUGGCCGGUCUGUGGACCAGUCGUCCCCGUUCCAGUCACCUCUCAUAUCCAUAGACAGAGGUCUGGAGACGUUUAAACUGAGGAUUUUAAUAGAAGAGAGUGGCUGUUGGCUUCAUUCAAACCAGUUUGAAUGACAACCUUCAAUUUAAUCAAAACAGACCGAUGAAACCAGGAAGCAAAUAACGAAAUGACCCCGAGGUUAAAGGUCAGCUGACACGACCGCUUCUCAAACAGGCUUAGAGCAGAAAGUUGUUAGUGUCGACUAGAACCGUCUCCCAGAGGAGAAGAUGUAAACCCAGAACUUGAACCCGUGAUGUUUAUAACUCCAUGAACCAGAAUUUAUCUGAUAGGUUAGAAUCUUCCAAGGUUAGAAUCAGAACCUGGUUCUGAAGAAAUAAUCUCUAGAUUAGAAUUUAGAUCAAAGUUCUUGGUGCAGUUUCCUGAUGACCUGAUCCAUGUGAGCCCAAAGGACCUCUAAGUCCAGUAGGAAAUGAGUCCAGAUUACGAGGCUCUCCUCUUCACUCCUCCUCACACUCUCCUUACACACCGGGACCGACGCAAAUAUCGAAUUUUUGAAUUUUGACGCGCCUGACUUUAGACAUUAAGCGUGAUGCGAUUUUGCGACUUUCCAGAGGAAAAAAGACGCGUCCCGGAUGGAAGCAAGAAGACUGACAGAACAGCAGACUGAGUGUUCUUCAGUUCUGAUUAGACUCUAGUGUUGAGAUGUCUGUCUGUCAUGAUAGCAUGUAUUGAGUCGGGGCCAGAACCAGAUAAACACAUGUAACCAUGGUAACAACCGUUAGCUUACGUUAGCGCAGAUGAAAGUUCAAACAAAGACGUUUAUCAAACUGUUAAAGCUCACAAACCAUCGUCAGAUGAGAAAUCCGACGCUAUGACUCUCCACAAGUCGUCCUUCAGGUCGUUAUCUUUGUAAUGUUUGUGUCUUUUAUCAAAAAUCACUCUGUUCUCCGACACGUAAACAAUCAGCCAGUCGGCCAUGUUGGAUAUACCGCUGAAUCUGAUGUCGCAACAACACGAAAUCUGAUUGGUCAGAAGUGGACACACAGUCUGAGAAACUUCAGAAAAAUCGACCGUGAAAAAAUAAAUGCCGCAAUAUCUCAGGACGGGAAAACGUCGCUGAUGUGAACGCUUGUGUUGACAGGAAAUGAAAUGUCUGAAAGAAUCGCUCGAUAAAAACCGUUCCCGGUGUGAAAGGAGCUCCUGUCUCUCAGAUUUUGGCGCUCUCAGAGAGCCUCACCUCUGCUGUCUUUGGAUAACCGCCUCUCCCUCCUGUCCCCCUGCUCCCUCUCAGUUUUCACGGCAGCCAUCUCCUGCUCUCCUGCUCUGUUUGCAGACGGUAGAGAUGAGAGAGAUGGGGCAGGAUGGUUACUCGGAUACCGAGCACUUUCCACCAAUGGAAGGCCACGGCAGGGCCGCUUCCAUGCCCCGCCUCCCAGGCGACAACCAAGUGAGCAGCAUUCUCACCUUUCCACUCUCUCUCUAUUCCCCCAUCUCCUGUGCUCCUCGUUGUUUGGGUUGAAAAGAUCACCAAAGGUCUGACUGGUUGCUCCUCCAGCGUUCGUUGCUGUGGUCUCUUGGAUCCAUGUCUGAAAGGUCGUUGACCUCACACCGACUGACUGACGACCAUUCUUAAAGGGGAGGUUUCUCCUGACGCAUGUUUCCAAAGAGACCACAACAAGGCAAAGUCAGACCUCUGCUCUUCACUCCUCCUCUUCCUCUCUUUUCUCUCAUCAUCACUGCAUGAAGGUUUUUUACUUUAACGUGGUCGUCCCGUUUUCCACCCGACACUCAUCCAUCUGAUAUAAAUUUAUCUGAAUUAAACUCCACUCAGUUUUCUGGUUGUCAUAUCGACACAGUAUAUUUCUAAACACACACACACACACACACAGUGUACACACUCCUGUGCCCUCCAUUACUUCUUCUUCUUCUUCUUCUUCUUCUUCUUCUUCUUUUGGUUCCUUUUUUGUACUAAACUGUCUUUUCUUUGUAUCGAAGGUUUUUUCUGUGCUGGACUUUGUUCUGAUUCUGGGGGGACUGUGGGAACCAGCAUGACGUGUGUGUGUGCAGGAGUGUGUGUGUGUGUGUGACAGAAGUGUGUGUGUGUGUGUGCUCUCAGUGUGCCCUGUUACUCUGUUGUCUGCUGUGUGGGUCAGAUGUAAUUGUGUAUAUCUACAGGAGCCCUGAGUUAAAAUGCAUCUGUACAUUUCACACACUAGUUCAGGUUUACUCGACUAACUCAGGAUAACCGCUCACUUUUUCAUUAAAGGGUUAAUCCACCCUGUCAGCCUUUGAGUCUCCAGCGGCACCAUCCUGGUUUCAUUCAGUCCAACCAACUAAACAGACUUCUUAGACAGCAGGUAAACAUCCAGAGGAGUCCUGUAAGUCCCUGUAACGUUUCUGUUACCUCCUCCAGAGACGGAAUCCAGUCUCUGACCCCCAACUUCCACCUUCAUCCUGAACAUCUCCUAAAAGGUCGUAUCCUCCGAUCGUAGCUGAUCGUUCAAGUUAACGUGUCAAUUUCCACCGACUUCUUUCCGUUCCUCUGCGGAUCGCUGGACUCCUCAGCUGAUCACAAGAGUUCUAUUUUUUCUGGACGCCGGAGCAUGGCGGAUAAAUUCAGCACAGAUUAACCCGUGCUGGAAAGGAAGUCGGGCACAGACACAAAAUAAAACAUCCGGCUUCUUUUCAAAAUAAAACACUCCGUGUUUCAGGAGGAUCGUAUUUCACACCAUGCAAACGGGCGGAGACGAACAAGUGAAAGGUUUUUAGACGUCAUUUCACCCCGAUGACACCAUGGAUGAGGAGAUGCUGAUUCUAGAAGUCUAGAAGUAGAUUUCCUCCUCUGGAAGGACACAAUCUACUGCUUAUAUGUCUAUGUGUCUGUCUUUAGAGAGACAACUCGUUAUUCCGCGAUUGAACAGGAAUCUCAGGGUUCUCUUGAGUUCUUGUGAUUCCUGCUGUCCGUAAUCUGCCACAAAAUUCGCCUCACAAACCAAUCCGGGAUGAAUUGGCGGAUGGUGAAAACUGCCGCCGUCUCGUAUUGGAGCCAUUCUGGAUGGGGUGGACACUGGGAUGAGAUGUCACAGGGUGUAGACAUUCAGUCUCAGGACAUGUGAAGGACUUGUGAUAGACAGUCUUAUCGCGCUGCUUUGACUCACACUGAUGAAGUUUAAGGUCCAGAUGGUGAAACAAUAAAGAAGUUAGUCUUUCCUUAGUGUGAGUUCAGGCAGGUCCCAAAAUCAGAACCACCUGAUUGUGGCCCGCUUUGAGCUUUAGUAUUCCACAAACACAUGUAAAUAACAGGGUCCUGACUGACCUUUGACCCUUUGUUUAUGUUUGUGUUUCACGUCUGAUGAGGAAAGCAGAGUCGGUGAAAUGUACGGAUGCGUGUCCCUUCAGGGCUUCCGUAUAUAUUUAUUUGUGUGUGUAUUUUGCUAAUUGUUGUCACUGCUGUUGUGACCGUGGUGCUGUUGAUUGGUGCAUUUUCAUGGUGACCUUUGACCCUGUGUGGGCAUCAUCCACCCCUGUGUCUGUGGUAAGUGUUUUUCUUCCACCAUCACGGCGGCUUCUGUGUCUAAUCAGUCUCUCUCUCUCUCUCUCUCUCUCUUCUCUCUCUCUCUAUCUUUCUUAUUCUCUCUCUCUCUGUUUUGGUUGAUCCUCCACCUUUCUCCUCCAUCUUCUUCCUCUUCCUGUGUGUUUGUGUGUGUGUGUGUGUCCACUCCUUUGGUGUACCUGUGUGUGUGUGUGUGUGUGUGUGUGUGUGUGUGUGUGUGUGUGUGUGUGUGUGUGUGUGUGUGUGUGUGUGUGUGUGUUUGUGUGUGUGUGUGUGUCUUCUCUGUGCUCAUACAGCAGCGGAGGAAAGGGAGACAACGUGGCAGUAACCUCAGUGUAUGUACCCUGUCUUCCCUGUCUCUCCUUCUCUCUCUCCCUCUCUCUCUCUCUCUCCUCUCCCUCUCUCUCUCUCUCUCUCUCGUCAGUCUUCUGUUCCCCUCAUCUCUCAUGUCCUCAUGUUGUCUCUCUCUCUCUCUCUCUAUUAUUAUAUUUAAUGUAUUUGGACUCUUGUAGAUUUAAGCAUGAUCAAAUCUCUGACCAGCCCAGUCAACAAACUGGUCCCAGCAUCCUCAGCUGCUGCCUCUGUCCUCUGUCCUCUGUCCUCUGUCCUCUGUCCUCUGUCCUCUGUCCGGCCUUAAAGACAGUGUGUUUGGGCUGAACUCUGCACGACAACAUGCCCCUCUCUCUCUCUCUCUCUCUCUCUCUCUCAGCUGCUCGUGCUCUGUUGUUGUUGCUCUGUUGUCGUUGUUGUUGCUCAGUGUUGCUCCUCAUGCCUGUGUUCUCGUCUCUAACGUUGCUCUCUCUCUGUUCAUGUCUGUGUUGGUCUUCAGUCAUCCCUGCUGACCUGCAUGUGCAGACGUUGUUUGAAAGUGUGUGUUUGGAAGUGUGUGUGUGUGUGUGUGUGUGUGUUGAUCGGAGUGAGAGCGGAUGACGGGUGAAGAGGAACGAUUCGGGGUGAAUGGAUGAUCUUCAGUGCUUCUUCCAUGAGGUCCAAUAAUCCUCCUCUGGUGUUUUUCCACCACAUGCUGAUCUGAGUCGUUACUGAAAACCCAGACCUGAAGGAUCUAGCACUGAAGCGGCCUGAUGAAGGUCUCCAUGUCCGGGUCAGAAACUCGCGGCUCCAAAGACUCUGUCCUGUCAGAGUGCGAAGAACCGAGUCUUUGGAGCGACCUGCAUGGCUGGAAAAACUCAUCCUGGACCUGCAGAAGCAGAGGAGUUUCUGCAGCCUGGAAUGUUCCAUGUUAAGGGGUUUAGGGGUGGUGAGGGUUUAGGACUGGACCACCUGAACAAAAAGGUUUCUCAGCUGUUUUUUAUAGUAUUAGAUGUUCUUAAUAAAAAACUAAAAGUUCACUAAAGUUUGACCACUAGAAAGGCGUCGUUUUCAAGUUGGUGUCCAUGAUGGGUAGAAGACACCCCAAGUGAAUAGGGUAACAUUUUUCGUCAUCGUCUUCUUCCACUUCAUCCGGGUCCGGGUUGUAGGGGCAGCAGCUCCAGGAGGGAAGCCCAGACUGCCCUCAACCCAGCCACUUCCACCAGCUCCUCCUCUAGAGGGAUUCCCAGGCGCUCCCAGGCCAGGCGAGAGAUAUAAUCCCUCCACCUGGUCCUGGGCCGGCCAUGAGGUCUCCUCCUGGUGGGACAUGUCUGGAACACCUCUAACGGAGGCGUCCAGAAGGCGUCCUAACCAGAUGCCCGAGCCACCUCAGCUGACUCCUCUGGACGUGGAGGAGCAGCGGUUCUCCUCUGAGCGCCUCCUGAGUGUCCGAGCUCCUUACCCUAUCUCUAAGGCUGAGCCCGGACACCCUGAGGAGGAAACCCAUUUCAGCCGCUUGUAUCUGCGAUCUUGUUCUUUCGGUCAUUACCCAAAGUUCAUGACCAUAGGUGAGGAUCGGCACGUAGAUCGACCGGUAAAUCCAGAGUCUCUCCUUACGGCUCAGCUCUUUCUUCACCACCACUGAUCGGUUAAGCGUCCGCAUCACUGCUGACGCUGAAAACUGAACCACGGAUAAAGCCCCGUACAAAAUUCUCUUUUAUCACUCUGUAAAUGAGAAAAUACUCUCACCUAGUGUUGUAGUCAAGAUCGCACCAACCGAGACCAGAGAGGACUGCAACCGAGACAAGACCGAGGGACAAUGCCUUCGAUUCCGACAUCCAAGACCCUCAAAAAAUGGUCUCGAGUCAAGACCGAUCUCGAGUACUACAACACUACUGUACUGUACUACACACCAUUGUUCGACAACACAAACAGGCACGGAAAGCAAUUUUUGCUUUGUGUGCAUGCGGAUCAAUUCACGGACGCAUUCCGUUCGCAUUAGAUACCGCAUUUGUUGUUGUAAUGUGAGCUGCAUAACCUGCAGUGUGAACGUAGUCUUAGUUUGUUAUUAAGGACAUCUAAUUCUAUAAAAAAAACAGCUGAGAAACCUUUGUUAGAAUUUUUGGGGGUCAAGUCACAUUUGCACCGGACUACAAGGACAGAUGCAUGGGCAGCAUGAAGCCUGAACCAUCUAAAGGGGGUCAGUAUUUUAGGGGAUGAGAACCUAAGGGGGCGUUCCCACCAAGGUGUCCGGUUUGGUCUCGCCUGGUCUGGUCUGGAAAACCCUGAUCUUGUUUACAUCCAACAUGUCAACGUGAAUUUCAGUGUGCAUGUUAACCACACACAGAAGGUCUAGAGACUAGAGGGCUCAGCUGGGUUCAGGUUACUGUGAGGUCUUGUCCAGUAACCUGCUAAAAGUUUGAGGGUAGAAUGACUCCAUGGUGGGACUGAACUGAAGAGCUUGGUGGAAACGCUGCUGAAGUGGGAUCUGAGGGAAACAAGUGGAGAGAAACGAGAUAUUUUAGAGUCAAACAGCCAAAACCAGGACAACCCAUGACACAGUCCAAGCUGAGGAUCUAGACCCCCCAUGCUCCAGAUGGGUUCCUCCUUGUUUGGUUCACUUUUGGACCUGAAAUUUGGACUCUUAUCUAGCGGAGUGUUUAAGGGAUAUUCCGGCGUAAAAUUAAUUUAGUGGGUUGCGCCGGAAUAUCCCUCCUAAAACAGACGUGAUUUCUGCCUGAGCUGCUUCUUCUAACCCUGAUGCUACUAACUUUGUUCAUCUGCAUUUUUGAAGACGCAUGAUUGGGAGGAUUUUAGUGACGCAGGAGUGGGGGGGGUGGGGUCUGAUGUUGGAGGAGGGAAGGCGGGCUUGCACAGAGUACAUGGAGUUGCCUUAUUCAUACACACAGACACACACACAGCACCUCCACCUGUUAUCUCUCAGAAACACAGAGUGAAUAAUCAAAGGAAACAUCUGUCCCUGCCUCUCUCUCUCUCUCUCUCUCUCUCUCUCUCUCUCUCUCUCUCUCUCUCUCUCUCUCUCUCUCUCAGACCAUCAACGACAGCAGUCCCAUGAAGCGCUCGGCCUCGUCGCUGGGCCACAGCAGGUCCGGGCGAGGACACCGGGACAAAGGAGGACCAGACCACUACAGCAUGGAGCAGGUUCCUGAGGAGGGGAGGAGCUCCAGACACGGACACCGGCGAAAAGAGCGGAGUCAUCGGGCGUCUGAAAGGUCGCUCCAUCGAUACAACGAGGCUGACACAGGUGGGACACACACACACACACAGAUAGUACCCCAACACAUCUGCUGCUGUAAAAUAACAGAGUCAUUUAGAUUCAAAUGGAUUCUAGUCUCUGAAAACAAAAUCCUGGUUUCCAUCUUUGAAGUAGUCUUGUUUGAAGCUUAACCCCCAAUUUCCACCGCAUCCUGAACGGCUAUGAAAAGGUCGUAUCCUCCGAAGGUAGCUGAUCGUAACCAUUCAAGUUAACGUGUCAAUUUACACCGACUUCUUUCUGUCGUAACGGAAGCCGGAGCAUGCCGGAUAAAUUCAGCACCGAUUAACCCGUGCUGGAAAGGAAGCCGGCACAGAUACAGGUCAUCGGAGAACAAUGACCAAAAGAGAAAACAUGGAGAAAUCUCCGGAAUAAAGGGGGACAAGAACCAAAACCAAAACUAGAUGGUCCUGGUCCUCAGGGUAUUAAAAAUAGAAAGGAAUCUGGAGCGGAAAUCGACGCAUUGGAAGGACAACUGGACUUACUUGAGACGUUUCACCUAAGGCGAAACGUCUCAAGUAAGUCCAGUUGUCCUUCCAACAAAAAAAUUGGAAUCAAAGGUGCCGCAUCCUCCACCGGCUUCUUUCCGUUCCUCUGUGGAUUGCCGGACUCCACAGUUGACUGCAAGAGUUCUAUUUUUUCCGAACGCCAGCGCAUGCCGGAUAAACUUAGCACAGAUUAACCCGUGCUGGAAAGGAAGUCGGGCACAGACACAAAGGACACAAUCUACUCCUUAUAUGUCUAUGUGUCUGUCUUUAUAGAGACAACUCGUUAUUGCGCGAUUGAACGUGAAUCCGCGGGUUCUUGUGAGUUCUCACGAUUCCCGCUGUCCGUGACCCGCCACGGAAUCCGCCUCAUAAACGGAUCCAGUAGGAAUUGGUUUACGCCACAAAUCGCUGCCGUUCGGGAUGCCGUGAAGAAAUGAAGUAUCCUGUCAGAGUGCGUUCAUGUGUUCAUUUCUGCUGAUGGAGACAAAACAGACCUGUGUGAGGAGGACCCACAGAGGUCCCUCAGGACCCCCUUGUAGCUCGUUACCAAAGGUGGUCUCCUGAGAAAACCAGUAGAUCUGUUCCAGCUGCCUGUCAUGUUGUCCCAGUAACAUCCUAACUAAAGUCCAUCGACUCCACCUCCAGGUUUGGGAACGGACCUGAGCACAACCACGCAGUCGGGCGACCUCAAAGACAAGGACCGCGACAGGGAUCGUGGACGGUCCAAAGACCGCAAACACCACCAUCAUCAUCACCAUCACCACGGCUCUAUAGAUAAAGAGCGCUAUGUAGCAGAGCGGGGAGGCGAGUACAGACACCGACACUCCCAGGACAGAGAGCACGACCGGGAGAGGGAGAGGGAGAGGGAGAGAGACCGGCGCUGGUCGCGAUCGCCCAGCGAGGGUCGGGAGUGCCUCACACACAGACAGGUGGGCUUCAGGGAACUUGUGUGCAUGUGGUCUUCAGAGGUGUCAGUAGGAACAGAGAUCAGCUCAUUGGCACAGCUGAUGCACCAUUGGCUCAGCUUGACUCACUAACCUGCCUGAACUAGCACCACUGCUUAAUUUCAGAGGUACAUUAAAACAUCAAAAUAAUCUCUCGUCUGUUCACUGCUGUCUUCAAGUAGACGGCCCUUCACAGAACAGAGCGGUGUUCAGGUCAGCAGAGGGAGUGUGUACCUCAGUAGUACACACACACACAAGUUUUACUACAUGCACACAAUGAUGUUUAUACUGUACAUGUUGGUAAAGUCAUGAGAAAACACAUGAAUGUUUGUUUGAUUGAACGAUCGCUGUAAUUUUCUGUCCAUCAAAUAUACACACUCAGGUAUAUUUGACCCCGCCCCCUACCUGCCCCCCAACCCUUGAAUGCAUUAGUCUGCCCAUGUUUCCCUAGAGUCCCCACAGCACCUCCCUCCUUCAGCAUCCUUUCCCAAACUCAGAACCUUUGCAGGGAAAGGUCAGAGGUAAGGUCCUUUCACACCGGGAGCGUUUUAUCGUGCGAUUAUUUCAGACGUCAUAUUUCUAUAGAUUGCGUGUCAUUGCGACGUCAGAUUCACCGGUAUAUCCAACAUGGCCGACUGGCCGAUUGUUUACAUGUCGGAGAACAGAGUGAUUUUUGAUAAAAGACACAAACAUUACAAAGAUAACGACCUGAAGGACGACUAUAGCAUCGGAUUCCUCAUAUGACGAUAUUUUUUGUGCUUUAACGGUUUGAUAAACGUCUUUGUUUGAACUUUCAUCUGUGCUAACGUAAGCUAACGGUUGUUACCAUAGUUUAAUGUUCUUAUCUGGUACUGACCCCGACUCAGUACAUGCUAUCAUGACAGACAGACAUCUCAACACUAGAGUCACAAAAUCGCAUCGGGCUUGCAUCAAAAUUCGCCUCAGAAUAUUUAGCAAUUUCGCGUCAUAUAUUUGUGUUGGUCCCGGUGUGUAAGGACUUUAACUUACCAUGAAAAGCUUCUUGAAAUUUACCAUAAAUUUCCCGCCCCUUUGCAGCCCUCUUUAGAGGUCAGUCUGAGGGGUCAGGUAACACUCGUGCAGAGGUGUGUUUGUUGGGGAAGGAUUGCUUUCUUCCCUUUUAGUUUUGUUUUCACUGAUAUGAUGAAGAGGUCCUUGUCUUGUUUCGCACACAGAGCUCCUCCCCCUGCUCAGUAACUGAAGUCUCCACAUGAAGUCUGUAGUUCCUCACUUGUUUCUCCUGAAAUCAACCCUUUACCCUUUUUUUCUCCUGUCGUCUUUUGUUUCCUUUCCUCUGCGUAACAUGUUGCUUCUUCAUGUAUGCUGCUGUUCCAACCUCAUCUUUUUUUCACCACCCUCCUCCUCCUCCACCUUCAUCAUGAUUGGUGCUUCUUUUCUUCUUGUGGCUCUGCUUCUUGUUCCUGUUUUUUCUUGGACCGUUUGCCCCCUCCCUCUCCCUCUCUCUCUCUCGCCCCUCUCUCUCUUUGGUUUGUGCUCCAUCCGUCCAUCAUCUCCUCCUUUAUUCGACACGUUCUGUCCUUGAAUUUGUGGUUCGUUCUUUUUAUUUGCUUUAUUUCACUUUUCGUGUAGGGCAGUAGUUCGGUCAGCGGAAGUCCCGUCCCCUCGACCUCGGGGACCAGUACGCCACGUCGAGGUCGUCGACAGUUGCCUCAGACCCCCGCAACCCCCCGGCCCCAUGUGACCUACUCCCCUGUAGUCCGUAAGGCCAUGCCCACCCCACCUGGUGGACCUCAGGGUCGCCCCCCGGCCCCGGCCCCUCGCCACUUUUCUCCUGAACCUCCUAUGGGCCAGGGUCCUCCCCCCGCUGGCCUCCCGAUAGCCCACCACGGCGGACCCCGCCAGGGUCAUCAUCCCCCGCCUCGCUGGGGGGACUCAGGUGGGGGAGGCGGCUCCAUGGAAGGGGAUGGUUGCUUCUACAACCAGGACUACCAGGACUAUGAGCCCCACCAUGAACCACCUGCCUAUGAGCAGAGCCCCAUGCCGGGUGGAAACCCCCACCCUCACGCCCUGGCCAACCACCCACUGCCGCCCCCCCCACAACAACAGCCACACAACCCCCACCCCCUCCCUCCACCCCAACAACAUCCGGUCAACAACCCCCACCCCCAUCCCCCGCCCCACCAGCAGCCCAGUCGCACCUCACCGAGGACUGUGCACCAUGCGCCCCCACCCACCACCGCCCUGACUGGACCUGGGCAGGGCCAGAUGCAGCCUGCCACCCAGCGCCGCCUCCCCAACGGAUACCGCUCCUCAUCGCCGUCCACGCAUCUCCAUGGACCGCCACACAGCGGACCUCAUAAGGUCCCCCCUCCGGCCGGGCACCCAAGGGGUCCUCGUAAGGGCCUGCAUGAACCCUACGGCGAGACGGAGGCGGACGACUGGUGCUAGCCUCUGGGGACGGGGGAGGGGCUUAAAAAGGAAAAAGAGUCGGUGGACGGAGGGAAAGAAGAAGACUGCCAAGAGAAAACCAGAUUCUUUAGUUUCUGUGGGCCCAGUUUUUUCCUCUGUCUCCGUAACGAGGACUUCACGGGGAAAGGUAUCAGGAUGAAGACGACGGCGACGACGCUGACGCUGAGGCAGGAUCUUGAGGAGCGGGUGAUGUGAGGGGAGGACGAGCGCCUCCGCCAUCAGCCUGCGUUCAUCUCUGAUGCCAAAUAAGACUAACCUCAAACUGCAGGAGGGCUGACGGAGGGACAAGAGUCUUUGUGUGUCUUAAAUUCUGCCUCUGGCAAAGAGCUACAGCCACUUACAAGAUGUCAAGAGUCGCGACUCGACAAAAGACACUUUACAGUCCGAACUAAAGAACGACCACUGUUGUUGUUGUUGUUUUUUUCUUUCUUUUUGCCUCUCGAAGCAAACUUCAGGAAAGUUUGUCUGAAAAAGAGUCCGGUCCAACCCUCCCAGCCACCAGGUGAAUAUCGAUGAGUUUUAUCAUCCCUGUUUUUAAAUAGAAACUAGCUAAGAGCCCUCCGCCUGAUCGGGGCGAGACGGGCGAGUGGGUGGGAGAGUUGGCGAGUCUUUGUUCAGGGGUAGACCCGUCAGAAUCUAGAGGUCCGGAUGGGUCUGUUGGGAGUCCAUGACCCCUGGCACCAGAAAACAGCGUCCUCCAAGAAACGACCAGUUUCACCCUCGACCUUUGACCUUUUGGGGAAGAAAAAGAAAAAAGUGGAGCUGGGUUACAGAAACAAAAAAAACAAACAAACAAACCCGAAACUGUUUUCUGCAGUAUUUCUUCUUCUUCUUCUUCUUCUACUCCUGCUUCUUCUUCUUCCUCCUUCAAAACAUUGAAGCUUGAAUCUUCUGUUGCACCCCCACACAGCUUCGGUUUUCAGACUUUCAGGCGAAGUUGUACACCCUGUUGAAUCCUGCAUGAAUGAAACAAAAAAUAAUCCUAGCAACAAAGAGAACCUACUGUAUGCGGGGGGGAAACUUCACUUGGUCAUUUCUCUUGUGGUCUCUCGGGUUUCUCUCUCUUUCUGUUUCUCUUUCUCUCUCCUCUGUAAAACAUUCCUCCCUCUGUUCCUCCAAAAACGCUCGAACCGAGUGACCGAGUGAGGGGAUUGGAUCUUUCUUUCGGGGGAACAGAGCGAUUACCUUUUUGCUUGCUUGUCCGUGUGUUCCAUGCCAGAUGCCUGCCACUGAUUCAGCUCGACUUGCACAGAUUUUUGUGAAAGUAACUUUUUUAUAACUAGUGAUUCUUCUAAAACGAAAAAAACACUGGGAAGCAGGGUAAAGUGGUUCAAGGACUCCGAGUCCGCAUUGGGUCCAACAAAUCAGUAACAUUUUAAAGUCUUCCAGGGUUUGGGGGUUCGAACCGAGACAUCAGAGAGAAAGAGAGCAAAAGAAAGGCACAGGAAGGAGAGAAACUCUUCAUCUUUGUUUUCUUUCUGACUGAGCGUGACUAACCGUGGAGGAAAAGAGGAGGAUGAGGGUGAUGAUGAUGAUGAUGAUGAUAAUAACGAUGAUGGUGAUAACGUUGACGAUGGUAACGAUGACAAUAUCAAUGAUGAUGGUGAUGAUGAUGAUGAUGAUGAUGAUAACGAUGAUGAUGAUGAUGAUGAUGAUGAUGAUGAUAUAACGAUGAUGAUGAUGAUGAUGAUGAUGAUGAUGAUGAUGAUGGUAACGAUGAUGAUGAUGAUGAUGAUGAUGAUGAUGAUGAGUGGGAAAGAUUCCCCGUCAUUUGCUCCAAUAUUCCGUUUUUUUCCUUUUUGGCCCAGCUUGUCGUUUCUCCAGCCCUGAGGUGGCGCCCUUGCCCACGGAUGCAUUGUGGGUAAAGGAGUCUGCAGGAGCAGGUGCGGGUUAAAGAUUUACGUUUUAAAACAUUACCACCAUCUAGUCGGGGUGUAACCAUCCACGCCCACAUACAGACAAAGUGAAGUACCAGCUGAUCACAGUGGAUAUAGAAACUCCAUAUUUUCGGUGAAAGACGUUUGUAUUUCUGCACUUUAAAGAAACGACAUCCGGGUCGUUCCUCUGGUGCGCCUGGGCAUGCUCCACUGGAUAAACCAGUGUUUAAACCCCGAGUAUAUGAUUCAGAACACCCAGGUGUUUGUGAGCCUUAUUUGUUUCAAAUGUUGGUUAAUGAAGUAUUGAAAUAUCUCAUUCAUUAUCUCGUUUUAAAUAAUGUAAUGUAAUAAUGUACAUGCGCGAUAGUCUCAUUGCAGAGCCUAUGAUGUAAGAGGUGAACGAAUUCAUCUAAUGACAAGGGUAAUUGUCAGCUGUCAAUCAAAAUUAGAGAGGAGGAAACCACGCCCCUGCACAUGGAGUGAGUCGCUGGCGCUGCCGGUGUUAUGCCAUAGAAUGCAUCCCUGCAUACCAUCCACUCAUUAGAUUCUUGAAGAGGAAGAAAAUGAACUCAUAUUAAAAAAAUAUAUUAGAUCAUGACAACGUGUCAAAUCGAGCAGCAAACUUUCGUUUUGUUUUUAUGUUUCUCAAACAGUGUUGUUUUCUCCACGACGAAGACGUAACUGGACGAGCUAAACUCAAGUCUUAGAUGACUAAAAUGUGACGAGACGAAUGUGCGUUUACGUUUACGUUGACGAGACGAGACUAGAUGAAAACGACGAACGACGAACAGAUUUGCAAAAUUCAUGAGCAUUUCGUCAGUCAAACGCUAAACAUAUAUUCUGCAUUCUACGGCACAACACCGGUGUUGUUCCGAUAAACGCAUACCCGCGGAGAAUUACUUUGGGAACAUUCCUCAUCACUGUUUAGCCCCACAAAUAAGAACUGUAUAAGUUUGAAAUCGUACAUUUCCACAGACCACCAUAAGCGGUUGCGCUCAUUCUCUCACCUGUCUGUUUUGUAGAAAUUCGGUGACGGUGCGGCUCAGUGUCGCGGUCUGGGCGGGUUGGAGAAACGAUAUCUGGGCCCGUUUGUGUUCCUGAGAAGUGUGUGUGUAAGUGUGUGUGUGUGUGUUCGGUGUGUGUGUGUUUCACUCUGAUAUAUCUUUACUUUCUCCGUGUGUGUGUGUGUGUAUCUCUGUGUGCCUCAAACUAACACUGGUCACUAACGCACACUCACUGUCAGCCCUGACACACUGUUGUUUUGACGUUCUCCGUCUCUUGGUUUGGACUCUGGUUCUGUUCGUUUUUUGUUCUGGAGGUCCGUCUCAUGUCGACCAGAGAAUGCACCGAAACAUAGAAAAGAAAAAAAAACUGCCUAUUAGUGUCUUUCCAACCUCAGUGGAAUGUCACAGACGUCGAGUAUUUUUUCACAUCACAGAGUCACUAAUUCAGAAAGCACACUAGGUAUGUAGCUCCUGGUUGUGGUGUGUGUGUGUGUGUGUGUGUGUGUGUGUGUGUGUGUGUGUGUGUGUGUGUGUGUGUGUGUGUGAGAGAGAGAGUGUGUGUUUUGAAUCCGUUUUUACGCUUUGGUUUCACUGCUUGCUUUGCUUUCCGAUCCUUUGGUGUGUCCCAAAUCGCACACUUCCGUACUAAAUACUUAUAUUUUUCAAACUGAGUAUUCUAAGCGUACUUUGAACUCAGUCGCGUAGUUCUUGAGUUUCGAGGGUGCAGUGUUGUCCCAGAUCGCUUGAUAUCACCGGAAAUGACAACACGAUUUCUUCUUCUACGCCAAUUUGUCACCGGCUAGCUCUGCAUCAGUGAAUUACCGCCACCUUUUGCCCGCGCUCGUUCAUCUAUUUUUCAGGUAAGAUCAGCAACAAAAUGGACGUUCAUCGCUCAGAGCCCCUUUUUUUCCAUGACGAAGACAUGACGUUGACGAGCUAAACAUAAGUCUUAGAUGACUAAAAUGUGAAUAAACUAAAAUGAGAUGAAUGUGUGUUUAUGUUGACGAGACGAGACUAGACGAAAACGUUAGUGGUGGACGACGAACAGAGCUGCAAAAUUCAUGAACAUUUCGUCAGUCAAACGCUGAACAUAUAGGAGCAGCUUCAGUCCCUCUGACAGCUGACACACACCAGUGUUGUUGUCGUUGAAGAUAACGUUGACAAAAUAUUUUCGUCAACGAAAACAACACUGCAAUCGGCGCCGACAACGCUUUUUCCUCCCUCUAUUGGCUGAAGAUGCAGCGGUAUGUCUAGUUUAUUCGUGAUCUAUUCAUCCCCACGGUUCGAAUACGAGCCUCCUCCACAGCGAAGGCUUCGCUGAUAUCGGCGCAGCAGACCUGCUGGUUAUUUUUUACCCACAGAGCAUUUUUUGGUCUAAUAGACGUCUAAAUGUAGUCUAGACGAUUGGUCUAAAAUCAGGCUACCACAGGUCUAAACAUGAACGUUUUUUAGACGUCUAAAUUUAGACCAAGUUUAGACUAAAUCUAAAUCUGGACUAUAUCUAUACUACACUGUGUAUUUCUUGGAGAUCAGUUAUGUGACUCACAGUUGCUUUUUGAAAUAAAUAGUUAUGGAAUAACGGGUUAAAGUGCAACGUCUAAAUUCUUUCUAAAAAUAUACAGAAUCUAAACGGUUGAAAUUAGGUCUAAAAUAAAACUAGACGUCUAAUAGCCGUCUAUUGCUCAGUGGGUAUUUGCCACGGGUAAUACCUCCGAACCCGGCGGCUUCUAGCUAAGUAGCUAACUAGCAUUCGCGAUGACGUUCACUGUAAAAGACAAACAUGUUACCCAGGUUACACCAUAAAUAUACUCAAAACGACAAACGCUGGCGGGGCUUAGUGGAAAGAACGUGUAGAAGGCGACUUAUUACUUACAUCUGUACAAAGCUAAGAGGUCGACCUUCGCCGACCCACUGGCACCACGGCAAGUGCGGCGAGUGUCCAUUUGAGUACGUCAUCUGGGUGCUUCUGCAGACUCAAUUUUUGCGUACUAUCCAAACUUUUUUCCAUUUUAAGUUGAGUAUUCUCAAAUUUUUAAGUAUUUAGUACUGGAAGUGUGCGAUUUGGGUCACACCACUUGUCUUCAGAAGUCUUUUGAAUCCUUCUGAGUGUGUGCGUGUGUGUGUGUGUGUGUGUGUGUGUGUGUGUGUGUGUGUGUGUGUGUGUGUGUGUGUGAUCUCAGUAGCCCCUGAAUGAAGCAAACCCCGUCCCUAGCGUUCACCAUCCAUCUUUGUGUCAAUGCUGCAGUGAAAUCCACUAACACGCUGAUUAACCACACAAAGUCUUCAAAAAGCAAUGUAAAGCCGCUACUGAGAAAAAAGAAAAAAACAAAAACAAGAAAGUUUUUUAAGUACAAAAGAUUUAAAAAAGGAAAAAAUAUCUAGUUCCAGAAAUGCAUGUGCUAUGUGCAUGCCACACCGUGGGUUAACAGUCAUCUUCAGGACAUAAAAGAAAAAGCAGAUUAAUGAAUUCAGAGGAAUAAAAAAAAAGAAAAUAUAUAAAUAGAUAGAUGUUUUUAAAAAGCAACGUUUUCUUUUUCCUUCUAUUUUUGAGAACAAAAAACUUUAAAACUGAAAAAAAAAAUAAAUAAAAAAAGACUAAAGAGACCGGUGAGAGGACGUCUCGUUUCUUUUCUUCUGUUACAUGGAGUUGAGGCACAACACAACCAUGUUCAGGACACCACAAAAAGAAAAAAAAGAACUGUUUUUAAAGAAAAAAAGAAAAAAUAAAGAAAGUACAGUUCAGAAGACGGUCUAUUCUCCCUUCUUCUCUCUGUGGGGGUCAGGGGCUGCAGGAGGGGGGGGCAGCAGACGGGAGGAUUUCUCACGAUGACCACGGCGGCGGCCUCUGACGCCUCGAUCGCCCACUCACUCCUUCUUUUUUCUCUCUUGAACUCUGUCUCUCUAUCACACUCUGAUCUGUCACACUCUCAACCUGUCUCACCGCUAUUUCUACCAACCAGUGCAUUUUGUAAUUCCAAACAGAACUCUUCCUAAAGAAUAAAAUCCAGAGAGAAUGCACUCAGA
Xyrichtys novacula (pearly razorfish) is the source of this 78881-nucleotide messenger RNA. The record is from the annotation of a GenBank genome assembly. NCBI's taxonomy places the organism in Eukaryota, Metazoa, Chordata, Actinopteri, Labriformes, Labridae.